GAUUCUCCCACAGUUCAGAUGAACAGAACAGGCAUGUCUGAACUGACCUUGACCCUUAAGGCCAUGGAGAACUCUUCAACCCAAGUGUCAUCCCCAACAGUCAAAUCCCUGUCUCUGGCAUCAGGGCCAAGCGUUAACUACAAACCACACGAACAGACUGUCAUCACUGUGAAGAAUGAAGAGAUAGGAACACGAGGUCAGAUCUUACACGUGACUGCCAUCAUGAACCCAUACACUUCACAGAAAGUCACCUUGGUGGAGGCCUUACAGAGCGGUCUCAUUGACCCCAAGACCAAGACAUUCAUUGACCCAUCAACACAUCAGCGAAUGUCUCUGCUCCAGGCGGCCAAGAAAGGGUUCAUCGAUGAGGUCAUGCUGAAGCAACUAACAUCACCAUGUGGCCUUCUGGACCCUCAAACCGGACGAGAGAUGUCCCUCAUUGAGGGGAUACAAAGUAAGCUUUAUGACCCCAACAGCAACACAUUCACAGACGCUACCACGGGAGAACGGGUCUCCGUCACCGAGGCUGUGUCGCGUGGCAUCAUUUCAGAAUCAUGCUCACGACUUUUAUCCGGAGAGAAACUUGAGCUGACUUCAGUAACACACACGCAGGCUGUAUUUGCCAACUCUGAGCCCAUUAAGAUUAGUUCAGGACUCAGCCUAGGGAAAAUCAUUGAGAAGGGGUUGUACAGUGAAAUCACAGGGAAGGUGACUGAUCCUCUGUCCAACACAGAUCUGACCAUAAUGGAGGCAGUGGAGAGGGGUUACAUUAAUCCUAACUAUCAGGAGGUUGAAGACCCCACCACAGGGAACUACAUCACUCUGACCGAUGCCGUCAGGGAUGGAAUCAUUGAUCCAUUCAAAGGAACUUUCAAUCAGGCGUCCACCAACCAAAAGUUGUCUCUGUCAGUUGCCUUGGGCAAAGGGCUGGUUAAGACGGCAACAUCUUUGUCCGACCAUGUCUCACAAGGGAGUCUCACAGAAGAUGGGAAAGUAUUUGAUCCUCUCUCUGGUCAGAUCAUGACUAUUGCUGAAGGAUUAGAAAAUGGUACCAUCAGUAAAGAUAAGGCAUGUAUAUUAGUUCCAAAUACCAACAAGGUCAUCUCCAUCAAUGAAGCCAUACAGAAAGGGAUCAUGACCCCUUCUGGUCUUUUUGUGGACACUGCAGACAAUUCCAAACAUUCGGUCUUAGAUGCUGUAAAAAGUGGCCUUGUGAAACUGGUUCAUGAAGAUGUUGAGUUUUCCAGACUCGGUGUUAAAGACCCAAGAACGUCCGAAGUGAUCACAUUGUCCGAAGCCAUCAAAAGAAAAAUAAUCUCCACCCAUGGCACUUACGUAGAUAGCAGAACUGGCCGGGAAAUGAGCCUGCAACAGGCAGCCAGUUCUGGAUUAAUGGACCGGAACCUUGUCAAAGAUCUAAAUAAACCAACAAGCAUCAAGGAUGCUCAGGGCAAGAACAUUUCUGUAGCGGAAGCACUUCAGAAAGGUAUUUUGGACCCAGAAACAGGUACAGUGGAGGACCCAAGGACCAAAGAGAAACUAACAAUGCAAGAGGCAACUUCAGCAGGAGUCAUCACUGCCAACGAUGCCACUAACAUUCUCAGCUUGAUCAGCCCCAUGAUGACAUCCACCACUGUGCUAACACAAAUUGAACAACCCCAGAGACCAGCUGAGGCCCUAGCCUUUUCCCAAGCAGUGUCAGAGGGCUAUGUCAAUGAGAAAGCUGGACUCUUCAAAGACCCUAAAACUGGUGAUAUUAUGAGACUAGAGGAAGCUGUCCAAAGAGGCCUUUUAAAAUUAUCUUCAGAAUGGCCAUCGCCUCCAUCUUUAUCAAAGCAAUUUGAUGAGACAGAUGCUAGAUCUCAUCAUAUCGUGUCAGACACAUUUAUGACACUGACAUCUGGGGACCAAACCAGGAGUAUUCCUAUCCAGCCUGGAUCCAAGAAACUUGAGUCCAGCUACAUUACAAAGACAGAUUCCCAAUACUCCUUUACCACGACAGUUCUAGCCAAACCUCUCGUGAUGCAAUCAGUGAUCUCUGAAACAAGAGAGAUCAAUCUUAAGUCGGUGAUAGACAGGAGGACAGGCAGAGAGUUGGAUGUGGACGAUGCCAUCAAGAGGAAACUCAUCAAUCUGGAAAAGGGACAGUACACAGAUCCUCUCACUGGAGAGACCAUGCCACUGAAUAAAGCCAUCGAGAAGGGUUACAUCAAGGCAGAGGAGAUGGCCGGCAGUCAGAAAGGAGGUGCUGCCGUGAAAGAGACGAGAGCCUUCUCCAUCGUUGGGGUCAUCCAUCCUCAAACAAAGAAACGUAUCACGGUGGGCCAAGCCAUAUCAGAAGGCAUUCUUGAUCAAGCCAAGGGUAUCUACAAUGGCUGGGAUUCACAAGGAAGAUCAAAAUCAAUGAGGAUAAGUGAAGCCAUUGAAAAGGGCUUUGUCAUUGUAGAGGACGUUGUCGAAUCAGCGGUGGGUCCUGACUCUUUACUGAGGGAAACAAAAUCAUAUAUUUUAAAAACAGUUUUACAUCCCGUCACUAGGAAACACUUGAGUAUUGCCGAUGCCAUUGCGGAGGGUAUCAUCAAUGAGUCUGAAGGGCUUUACAUCAACACUCUGACUGGAGAGAAGAUUCCCAUCCACGAAGCCAUAGAGAGGGGCCUCAUCUUUGCCCAGCUGUCCUCUGUUAAGACCGAUGUUGAGGCUGAUGUCAACAGAAUCACUACAACAAAGCUGACUACUCUGUCCGUCACAGCUGUCGUAGACCCACGCACUGGAAAACUUCUCUCUGUUUCCAAAGCAGUGGAGGAGGGCGUCCUGGACCAGACCAGAGGCAUUUACUUGAAUCCUCAAACUGGUGAGUCCAUGACCCUUGGGGAUGCCAUAGACAAGCGACUUGUGCUUGCGGAGUCACCAGAAGCACAGUCUGAGGACCCCUUGGAGAGGGCUGAAAUCUCCAGCAUCCACAUCACAGAUGAUCAUGAAUACACAGACACCACUCUGAUGGAGGACAUUCACUCUGAAACAGUCACAAUGAGCAUCACCAGUGUUAUUGAUCCAAGGACAAUGGAAAUGGUGUCUUAUGACCAGGCUGUCCAGUCUAGGAUACUUGAUGUCAAGAAAGGAGCAUACAACAACCCAAUAACUAAAGACACCAUGACCAUCACUGCAGCCAUGGAAAGAGGCUUAAUUCAUGGGGAGGUCACCUCUAAGAGGCGAGAAGAGAACACUAUGAGAAGCAGUGUAUCAGCCGCCACUCCAUUAAUCCCUUUAAAGGAGGUGACUUCAGUUAUAGACCCCAGGACAAGAAAGGAGAUUUCUUUGGAUAAGGCUCUUAAGGAUGGUAUCAUAAAUCCUGAUAAAGGAACCUAUUACAAUCCUGUUACACAUGUAGAAAUUGACUUAGCAAAAGCCAAGGAAUUUGGAUAUCUUCUCGAGUCCAAAGCAUCUAAUGCUGCCCAGAUGGAGCAGUCUCUUGAAGAGGGGAAUCUGCUUGAGGCUCAGCUUUCAACACCUCGGGUACCAAAAGAUUCCUCCAAGCCAUGGUCUAAAAUUGACAUGGAAUUAGAAAAGACUUUUGCCCAGGAUGAAUCAACUGCAGAUAUUUCUCCAGCAACAGAAGUUCUCCACUAUACAACAGAGGUUGAAAGCAAAAAUGUUGAGAGCUCUAAUUUAACUGAUGCAUCAGAAGCCAUCAGGGGUUCAGAUACACCUCUGAAGACUGCCAGUGGAAUGUCCUACAUGAAUGCCUUAAAACUCGGACUUGUAAACCCAAGCACUGGAAAAUUGAGGGAUCCUAAAACUGGUGAAUGGUUGACCCUGCAAGAAGCCAUAGACAGGAAAGUUAUUGAUCCCUCUCUGCCAGCCCUUGAAGACCCUAGUUCUGGAAAAACACUUACACUGAAAGAAUGCUUCAACAGAAAUAUUAUCAACCCCAGAGUUGGAAAACUUGAUAUGACCAAAGCUAAACAGGCUGGCCUAACAGAGAAAGCAAUUCCACAGCCAGUAGAAUCUGUUCUGGAAAGAAAUUUAAUUGAUGCAGUAUCCAGUGGUCUGUUCAACAUCAUCACUGGAAAAUUUCUUGACCCGAAAUCGGGUCAACGUUACACACUGCAAGAGGCCAUUGAUAAGGGAAUCAUAGGGGGUGAACUGGUCACUGUAAAAGAUACAUCAACGGGAGAAAGAAUACCCCUGGGGCUGGCUGUGAAGAAAGGUCUAAUCAAUGGAACACGAGCUGACGUCUAUGACUCUGCUGAGAGAACUACCUUACCACUGACGUUGGCUAUUGAGAAAGGUUUAGUGGAAAAUGUGUACGAUACCAAGUCUGGAUCUGUUAUCAAUAGAAAAACAGGAGAACUUAUCCCGCUGAGGAAAGCCAUAUUGGAAGGGGACCUCAAAUCAGAGAAAGUUGUUGUUCAAGAUUCAAUCACAGGAGAGAAAGUGUCAUUUGACGUAGCUAUAUCCAGAGGACUUGUAGACAAAUCAGGCUCUGUAGUUGACAAAGAGACAGGGAAGAAAAUGUCACCACAGGAAGCCCUUAAGCUGGGCCUGAUGGCCAUAGUUGGAGCCCCUGUCAUUGCCGGCAAAAUGGUGGUGGAUGCAAUUAGGGACAAAAGUCCAACAAAAACUGGACCUUCAUUUUCUGAAAGUAGAACAGAAACAUCAAAGAUGACCAAAACAAUCUUCCAAUCAACACCAUCACCUCCUAUUGAAGAAAUUCAAACAAAAGUAGUUCAUGUCCAAAGAGAUGGCAGAAGUGUCCCUGCGUCACCAACUGUGGGUGUGGUAGGUCAGAAAGUCACAAUCACAGUAGAUCCUGGUACCCCAGAUAUCUCCUCAGCAUCUAAAGUGGGAGAGCCUGUGACCAUUACACUCCAGCAGACGCCACUGAGACCACCCAAGCAAAAGUCUGUAGAAAAACAAAGCGGGUUUGCACCAGCAGGUUCUGAAUUUAGUACAGUUUUAGAAAUAAAAACCAUCUCAGUGGACUCCCCAGAUACUAUUGAACUGUCCCCAUCAUCACCUUACAUCACAUCAACCCCAGUCCUCAAGUCUCCAGCAGCACAUUCAUCUGUCACUAAAACAUUCCAGCAGUCCAGUAGAGAAACUGUGGAGUCUGUCUAUUCACCUCAGUCAGGGGAUCUGAAAACAAGAAAGUUUAAAGAAGCCUCAAUGAAAGAUCUUGAGAUUAACUGGGAAUCAGGAACAGUCAUUGACCAACUAACAGGGGACAAGAUGACAGUCACUGAGGCGGUACAAAAAGGUCUCAUCGAUUCGGACAUGGUUGAAGACCUUGCUCAAAAAUCCACCACUAAGUUCCACGUGACACCUCAGAUUGAGAUCAACUGGGAAGAUUGUUCUAUUUCAGACUCCUCUACAGGCCAGUCCUUCAGCAUAGAGAGAGCACUACAGAGGGGAUUGAUUGAUCAGCCCACAGCCUCGGCUUUAGCCACUGUUACAGAGACAAACACAAUGCUGUCAACAGAAAAGAAGCUCCAGGUGACAUCCUCUACAGAACCUUACACAUUAAACAAUGCCAUCAGAGAUGGAAAUUAUGACUCAACUACUGGAAAAAUCAUAGACCCAAGGACAGGAUUGCAGAUGUCUGUCAAAGAAGCUAUCCUUAAAAAAGUUAUUGAUGGGAAGGAGUCGACUGUGGUCAAUCCUCAAACUGGCCUACAGACAUCCUUGCAGACUGCCAUUGAUGCCAAUGUUUUUGAUCCGCUGAGGGGAGAACUGAUUCACAAAGGCACAAAAGAAAGAAUCCCAUUGCAAGAUGCUGACAUACAAGGCCUCAUUCCAGAUAAAGAAACAGGCAUCUCACAGACUGUGUCAGUCUCUCAAAAACCACUGACAUUGAAACAAGCUGUUUCCAAAGGUUAUGUCAAUGAGAAAAAUGGCACAUAUACAGACCCCCUGUCUGGAGAAACUAUUUCCAUUGCUUCAGCAGUUGAAUAUGGCCUCAUCUCAUCUUCCAGUGUACCACCCCCAGUAGCCCCUAAAACAAAGAGUCCACUUAAACAAUCGGUGUUGACAGAGAGAACCGAGGCAUACCAAGAGGAGGUGAAAGUUGUCAGGACAAGAUCCCCCGACAAGCCAACCGCUGAUGAUGCCAAAAGGUUGUCUUUUGGCGAAGCUCUUAAUAUGGGCUUUAUUAACUUGGAAGACCAAAAUUACAUUGACCCCAAAUCUGGACAGAGAAUGGCUCUCCUGGACGCCAUAAGAGAUCAGCUGAUCGAUACUGAACUGGCCACAGAGCCACAGCAUAGUCAGGGCAUCAGUUUGUCAAAAGCAAUGGAUGAUGGUCUGUAUGAUGAUAAAAAAGGUGUUUUUCAUGACCCUCUCACCAAGAAGGAUCUUACACUACAACAAGCUGUAGCCAGUGGUAAAAUUGAUGGUAAUUUUACGGUCUACGAUGUGAAGUCAAAAGAGAUCUACACUUUAGAGGAAGCUCUUCAGGAAGGUAAAAUAGAUCCAAAGUCUGGCAAAUUCAUUGAUGAAGAGACUGGUAAACAAAUGACACUCAAAGAAGCGGCUAAAUAUGGAGCUCUUGCCAUUGUUGGUGCCCCAUUUGCUGUCGCUAUGGCGGCAACAGAGUCAGUCUCAGGAUUCAUAGACAGUAAGAAAAAGAAGCAGGUCAACACCCCUGAAGAACAUGAAGCUCCCGGCAUUUCAUUCCAAGCCUCUACUGUGCGCCGCAUGUCUUCAAACCUCCUGGAAAUAACACAGUUGCAACAAACCAUCCCAUCAAGUGACGUCUCGGAUACAAUGACUCUUCACGAGGCAAUUUCCAGUGGCUAUUUAAAUCCUAAGACUGGUGUGUUUAAAGAUCCCAUCACUAACAAGGCCAUGGAAGUAAGUGAUGCCAUCAUGGGUGGGCUUAUCAAGAAAGACUCGGCCACCAUCAAAGAUCCCCACACUGGAAAACAAGUCAAUUUAGAGGAUGCUCUAAGACAUGGGGUCAUUGAUGACAAAGGCCAUGUGGUGGAUCCAAAAACUGGACAUGCCAAAAAUAUCGACCAGUGCAUCAAAGAUGGAAGUCUCAAAGAGACGCCAUCAUUGCCAUCCAAUGAUGGGGUCAGUAUUUUCUCUAAAACCACAGAGAAGAUUCAAGUGGACGGUGUCUAUGACCCUGAAACAAGACAGGAUAUUCCACUUGACCAAGCCAUCCACAAGGGUAUUGUUGAUUUGAAAAACAGUGUCUAUGAGAAUCCACUGACAGGUGAGAGAAUACCCAUUUCUGAUGCUGCCAAUGAAGGCUUAAUUAAGGGCAUGGUGAUAGAAAAACUGACAACAAAAGAGGAGACAAAAGCUGGUCACACAUCAGAGGUGGCCUUUUCUGAGAAGAAGCUUCUGCAAGUGGAUAGCGUAACAGACACACACACUGGCAGGACCCUGACAUUAUCACAAGCCCUGAUCAAAGGAAUUAUUGAUGAGGAAGCUACGUACUUCAAAGACACAGAGCAAGGUACUGUCAUACCAUUGGAUGAGGCCAUCCACCAUGGUCUUGUAGCUGCCAGGGAAGUUGAACCUCAUUUGGAGACUUUGGACGGCCACCAUUCUACAAUCACUCAGACCGCAUCUUUCAAAGUGCAAUCCGUCAUAGAUCCAGUCACUGAAAUAGAGAUGUCGGUGGCUCAGGCCAUCGAGCGCGGUGUUCUCAAUGUCGCAGAUGGUACUGUGACCAUCAGCCAAGCCGGAGAGUCCAUCUCUCUGGGUGAGGCUCUAAAACAAGGAUUCCUUAAUGGGCAAGAGACAACUACAAACACUGUGGAGUCAGUCGGCGGAUCGUCUAAAGGUCAAGGAAGGGAGGUCUUUGAUCCUGAAACUGAAGAUUAUCUCACUUGGAAUGAAGCCGUAAGGAAAGGAAUAAUCGAUCCCGCCACUGGAACGUAUCACAUAUCUGACAGUCAAAGUAUGACAAUAGUUCAAGGAGAGAAAGAAGGCAUGAUCACUAAACAGACUUUGACAAAAUCUAGGUCGGCCCAAGAAAAAUCCUGUGACAUAUCCUCAGUUUAUGAUCCUGUCAAAGAUGAACAUGUGACCAUCAGUGAAGCGGUUUCAUCUGGUCUUCUUGAUUUAAAAUCUGGUACGUACAAUGAUCCUGCCAGCCUGGACCCUGUGCCCAUCAAAGAGGCCUUCGAGCAAGGACUCAUUAAAGGAAAAGUGAAAGAUAAACUGGCAUCGGGCAUAGUAAUUGUAGGUGACUACAAAGUGAAGUCAGCCAUGGACACCAGAAGAAGCCAGUCAGUGUCUGGUAAAGAUGCCCUACUGAUGGGAAUACUUGAUAAAAGAAAUAUCCAAUACAUAGACAAGAAGUCAGGAAAGAAGAUGAGCAUUUCUGAGGCUGUGAAAAAAGGCCUUGUCAUUUUGGAGUCCGAUGUACCAGAACCAGUAGUGACAUCUGUAACCCAAAAGUCAAUGACCAUCACGGCAGUGGUAGACCCAGCUACAGGAUAUGAACUGACCAUGUCCGAAGCUAUUGGUCAAGGUAUCUUUGACCCAGAUCAGGGAGAACUUAUCAAUGUCCACACAGGCGAGCACAUUUCCUUGGACAAAGCUAUCGACAGAGGACUCAUCAGUGCAGAAGUAGAAGAAGGAGAAAAAGAACAAGAGGUUGCCGUCAUCAAUGGUGUCUUAAUAACAGAGGUUUCAGAUCCUCAGACAGGGAAGCCAAUCCCUAUAGCAGACGCCAUCAAGUCAGGCAUCCUAGAUAAAGAAAAUGGUGUUUACAAUGAUAGAUCUGGACCCAUUUCUCUUAGGGAAGCUCUGAAACAUGGUUUGAUUGAUGGCAAAGACACAGCAGAGACUGGACUCACUGAGCAGACAAAGCAAGAUGCCAAACAAAUCAAUGUCUCCAAAGUCCAUGACCCAGACACUGGUCAGAAGGUUGGCCUGGCAGAAGCAAUUGAAAAGGGACUUGUGGAUGACAAUUGUACUGUGUUUAACAAUCCAGUAACUGGUGUGCAGAUGCUGAUUGAAGAUGCCAUGAAAGAAGGUCUCGUUGCAGGCACCAUACAGACAGUUUCAAAAUCUCAGACGACAGUUACUUCCAAGAAACCAGUAGGUAGCUACAAUAUAACAGGAGUGAUUGACACUGAGACGGGCAAGGAAGUGAGUGUCGAAGAGGCUAUAACCAGUGGCAUCCUUGAUCCAUCUGGGAAAUACACAGACACGCUGACAGGAGACAUCAUUUCUCUGGCUGAGGCCAUGAAGCUUGGACUUGUUGUCUCAGAGAAGCUGCAGAAAUCGCCCCAGUCAAGCAUCAUUGCUGAACAACGAGGUGGUGAAGACUACAUAACAUUUCAUGAUGCCAUGCAGCAGGGACUUAUUGACCCAAGUACUGGUACUUUUUUAGAUGAAGCCUCCCAGAAGAUGUAUUCUGUGGAUGAAGCUGUAAGGACCGGACUGGUCGUUGCAUCUGAUGGGAGGCCAUUUGAAUACAAAGGAAUCGGAGAAACGGGCAUAACUUACAGCUUCAAAAAUGCACUCCAGACUGGCAUUAUUGAUUCAGAAACAUGUUUGUUCUAUGACAGCAUCACAGGAGACACAAUAUCCAUUGAAUCGGCCCUAGAAAAAGGUUAUCUGUCCCCCAUUGCCGGGGCUUAUGGCGCAAGAGCUAUUGGGGAUUCGGUCGUCAUUCUGAAAGAUGGUGUGGCCCCUAGUGCAGCAUCCAACUUAGAGGAAAUAUUGGACUCCAGGACUGGAGAAAAACUGAGUCUGACAGAGGCAGAAGAAAGGGGCCUCGUAUCUGUAGUGAAGACAGAUAACAAACUGGCAUUGCAUGAAGCCAUCUUAGGUGGCCUUGUGGAUAGUGACUCUGGCCUGUUCCAUGACCCUGUCACUGGUGAGACCCUACCAAUAGAUGAGGCCGUCCUCUUUGGGUUUAUAUCCUGUGACGAAAGUGACUCAGACAGUGACGUAAUCCAGAAUGGAGAUGUUGGUUUUCAUCAUGUCAAUGGUGUGGAUUCCAUGAACCUGGCUGCCGCCAUAACACAAGGUUACAUAGACACGGCCACAGGCCGCUACACUGACCCCUACACACAGGAAACAGUCACAGUUACACAGGCUAUUAAAAGGGGUCUUCUGAAGCCAACUCUUACUGUGGGUGAAACAGUUACCACCAAUGAAUCUUCCGUAGUUGAUGGCAGGGCAGACACUGUUGGAUUAUCAGCCAAGACCACUAAGGUGGAUUCUGGAGUGGUGUCUAAAAUUGCUAAAGACAGUGCUUCUUCACCUGGAGUCUCCCAGAGAGAAUCAAUAAAAGGCUUGCCAUCAUUGAACCAGAAACAGAGUGUUUCAAGUGAUGAAUCUAAAGGACUCUUGUCAAAGGACAAUGUCAAUGGAGCUCCUCAAGUGCAAGAGCUCAAGAAAAAAGCUCUUAAGAAUGCCAAUGACCAAUUUAUACCUAAGGAUAAGUCACCAGAUUCUCCACCAAUUACCCCCGUAAGUACUUUUCUUAUGUUGCUUCUGUUGAGUUCUUUUUUACAAUUAUCUUUCAAUGUUUUCAUGUUGAGAUUUGUAUAUUCUGUUUCAUCAUUGUAUGAAACAUUUUAUAUUAUAUUGCAAAAACCAUUUGUUGAGAGUUUGUUUCAAUUUUUACCUGUAGCUAUUAACCAUUGGUUGCAAUGUUUCAUCCUUACCUUUUUAUUUACAUAUUUUUUUUUACAUGUUAAUUUUAGUUGUUCUUACAAUUUUUAUGUUUUAAAUUGAUCAUUUUCCUGAGCUUCAUAUGUAUCAGAAAACAAUAUGUUUGCAGAUAUGUAUGCAUAUUAAAUAAAUAAAGUUCCGUCGUCACUUGAUUGAAGUUAAUUACGAGGAUAAAAUUGUUUCUUCCGUCAAUGCUUUGUUUGUCCUUUCUCAUUGUUUUCUUUUUACCACCAUAUCAUUUAACACAAGUUGUUAGUAUGUCUAUGUGCUCAUAAUGUCUUACUUUCAAACUCCUGUCAGUUGUUCCCUAUUGAUUUUUUUCCAAAUUUUGAAAUAUUAUAAAUCACUUUAAUAGCUGUAUAAUUUAUGUAAAUUGUGAAAAGACUCCACACACUUUAGUCUCUAACAGUAUAGCAGUCUACAUUUACAGCCAGCCUAAAAUGCCAAAUAAUGUACACAUGUAUUCUACUUAGUCUUAGAGUUGGUCCGUCGUCAUAAUCUAGGUAGAGAUUAUUGUACUGUGAUUAAUGCAUACUUAAAAAUUCAAUUGCUAAGACUUGUUUUUAUCUCUUCACCAUUGAUUGCUCUACUUCCAGGACACGGCUGGUAAUUCCAUUAGUCCCAACAUUCCUUUAAGUUCUAUCAUUAACUCUCCUAGCCCCGGUCUCAAUCUUGAUGGCACAAUUGAAUAUCUUGAUAAGUUUACAUUAGUACAAGAAAACACACUCAUUAGUAGUCCCAUAGAAUUCAGUAGUUCAGAAAAUGACUCUAGAAGACAAAAUGAGCCCAGACACAUACCAGAUGAAGACACAAGGACAGAUGAUGAUAAGUACAAGGAUUUUAUGAAAGAAUCCAGCAGAAGUAGAUCAUUGUUUCAAGAAGAUUUCAUCCCUCUGGAUGUCUCUAACUUCCCACUUGGUACCAAAGGAACAGAACUUUGUGCACACACUACUGAAGUCUUGUCUUCUGGUGGUUUAAGUAGUUUGGUCAGUGAUGCCAUCCCUAGUAGAAAGGAGGCAAUUAAACAAAAAUCUCUGGUUCAGAAUAUAAGCAACAAUGAAUAUCAAACAAAAACUGGGGGAGUUCAGACAGUACUAGUUGGCCAUGAAGGUACAGAAGGUAGAAUGACCACUAUGACAAGAAUAGAGGAUUUCAAGGAAACUGAAAUUAAACUGAGCAUUCAGACAGGAAUUGAUUGUCACAAGGAUACUGAUAUCCUAAUGAGUGCUCAGACGGGAAUUGAUAGUCCCAAGGAUACUCUUAUCAAAAUGAGCACUCAGACAGAAAUUGAUAGUCACAAGGAUACUGAUAUCAAAAUGAGCACUCAGACAAGAAUUGAUAGUCCCAAGGCUACUGAUAUCAAAAUCAGUGCUCAGACAGGAAUUGAUAGUCACAAGGAUACUGAUACCAAAAUGAUCACUGAGUCAGGAAUUGAUAGACACAAGGAUACUGAUAUCAAAAUCAGCGCUCAGACAGGAAUUGAUAGUCACAAGGAUACUGAUAUCAAAAUCAGCGCUCAGACAGGAAUUGAUAGUCCCAAGGCUACUGAUAUCAAAAUCAGUGCUCAGACAGGAAUUGAUAGUCACAAGGAUACUGAUAUCAAAAUCAGCGCUCAGACAGGAAUUGAUAGUCACAGGGAUACUGAUAUGAAAAUGAUCACUGAGUCAGGAAUUGAUAGACACAAGGAUACUGAUAUCAAAAUCAGCGCUCAGACAGGAAUUGAUAGUCACAGGGAUACUGAUAUGAAAAUGAUCACUGAGUCAGGAAUUGAUAGACACAAGGAUACUGAUAUCAAAAUGACCUCUCAGACAGGAAUUGAUAGUCACAAGGAUACUGAUAUCAAAAUGAGCACUCAGACAAGAAUUGAUAGUCCCAAGGCUACUGAUAUCAAAAUCAGUGCUCAGACAGGAAUUGAUAGUCACAAUGAUACUGAUACCAAAAUGAUCACUGAGUCAGGAAUUGAUAGACACAAGGAUUAUGAUAUCAAAAUCAGCGCUCAGACAGGAAUUGAUAGUCACAAAGAUACUGAUAUUAAAAUAAGCACUCAGACAAGAAUUGAUAGUCGCAAGGGUACUGAUAUCAAAAUGAGUGGUCAGACAGGAAUUGAUAGUGACAAGGAUAUUGAUACCAAAAUUAGCGCUCAGAUGGGAAUUGAUAGUCACAAAGAUACUGAUAUUAAAAUGAUCACUCAGACAAGAAUUGAUAGUCACAAGGGUACUGAUAUCAAAAUGAGCACUCAGACAGGAAUUGAUAGUCACAAGGAUACCGAUAUCGAAAUGAGCACUCAUACAGGAACUGAUAGUCACGGUGAAUCUGACAUUGAAUUGAGCUCUGACGCAGGAGUUUUUAAAGAAUCUAAUGACAUAACAAUUCUGGAAGAAAUCACUAUUUCGAAACACAAUGAAGCUGAGAAAGUAACCAUUCCUGAUGAACAUUACUUGUUUGAUGAAGACUUUCACACAAUGCUAUUAUCUUACACAACUAACAUUCUGAAAAGCUUUUGGCAUGCAGAAACAGAAAAAGUAGUUCACCCUAAGAAAGGAACUCAGCUUGGUUUGCAAGAAGCUCUUGGAUGCUCUGUUUUACCUAGGAUUCUUCAAGUUCGACAGUUUCAGGAAGAAGAACCCGUAAGUAUUACAGAUGCCCUAGCUUCUGGCCAGAUCGAUCGCAAGACAGGAAGAGUGGUUGAUAUGAAUUCUGGUGGUGUAUUGACUUUGCAUGAGGCUAUGGGCCAAGGACUAGUCAUUGUGCAAUCGACCAGCAACAAAGUUAAUGAGGAGCACAUGGUUGGAUGCCUUAGAAGAGAGCUUGGUUGUGGUCUGUUAGAUGCAGUGACCAGAGGUGAUGCCUCUAUGACCAUUCAGAUAGUUGAUCACAAAUCUGGUAAGAAUUUGACUAUUCCAGAGGCUAUUGCUGCUAAUAUAUUUAGUCCAGACACAGCUCAGAUCAAAGACACUCUUUCGGAUACUUGGAUGAGCUGGGAUGAAGCCAUUCUCACUGGUUUGCUCUUUGAUUCUAGGCCACUCUCUCUCCAUCAGACUGUGCUAUCUCCCAAGUUCGAUGCAAAGCAACACAUUUUUGUGGACACACUAAAUGAAACCAAUCAAACUUUGACAUUAUCUGAAAUGAUUGGUAACAGACUCUUGGAUGUCUCCAAAAAGGAAGUCUUUGAUGCCAAGCAUGAAAAAUGGUUAUUAGUUGAAGAGGCUGUUUUUGAGAACAUCCUUGACCCAGUUCAGAACACAUACUUCCACAAUGUCCUGGACACUACAAUGCCUCUUUUUGAUGCCAUUGAGGCUGGCCUGAUAAAUGAUCAUGGGGAAGGAGCAGAUAUGACAUUUGCCAGUUUUUGUGACAACCAUCCAUCUGACAUGGAAAUGGAAUUGGAUAAGUUCCCAAUGACAGUUUAUGAAGCCAUUGAGAACGAUUUGUUAGAUGAAGAGACCAGUGAGGUUUUCAUAGGUGAAGAAAAGUUGUCUUUCGAAACAGCUUAUGAAAGGAGUCUUAUAAUGCCAGACAGAACAUUUAUUGUUGAGAGGAGCACGGGGCUCACCUAUGAUUUUAAAGAAUCCAUUGAGAUUGGAAUGGUAGAAGUAGCCACAGGCUCAAUGAUUGACACGUCAUCUGGUGAGAAAUAUCCACUUGUAAAAGCCAAAGAAAGAGGAUUGGUUCGUAACACCCCUAGACCGUUCUUGGAGCUUGCAGUGGCAGCAGAGUAUGGUAUAUUAGACUUUGAUGAGAGAAGGAUUAUAGAUCCACAAACCAAACAGUCUAUGACGAUCACUCAAGCCAUAGCUGAUGGCAUUAUUGAUCCUGCGUCAAGUUUAACCCAACAUGAGAACAGGAACAUCACACUGCAGGAAGCCAUUACAGAUGGGAUUUUGAACAUUGAUACACUGGAACUGCUACUACCUGGAGGGAAGCUCCAAUCCAUUUCAGACUGUCUAGGAUUGCCAAAAUCAUAUUUGUCCAGGCGCAGAAGUUCUGUUAUGGGACGGAAAUGCAGCUUAACACUAGAUGAGGCCAUCAACAGUGGCAUUUAUGACCCUGUUUCAAACUCCAUCAUGUCAAGAGAAGGCUUUAUGUCUUUAUCCAAAGCUUUGAAUGCAGGACUCAUUCACAGUGACUCUCUUGUGAGAGACCCCUACAGUGGGGAUAUCCUUUCUUUGAAAGAAGCACUUGACAAAAGAUUGCUGGACCCUGAAUCUGGUAAAAUGAUUGACUCAUCUGGAAUACCUAUUGCUUUAAACUUUGCCUUAGAGAAAGGUCUUAUACUGAAAUCAAAGGCACCUCUACACUUGUCCCUUUCUGAGACUCUGGAUGAAGGUCUUUUUAAUGUGGCCUCCAACCAGUUUGUCAACCCAGACACAAAUGAAGAAAUUAACUUCAUCACUGCACUGGACCAGGGUAUCGUUGAUGUUGAUCUGAUCAGAGUCAGAGAUACCAAAACUGGAGACGUUCUGAGCCUGGAGGUGGCCGUGGACAAAGGCCUCGUGGACCUGAACGCCGGAGUCUGUUUCAGCUCUUUCGAUGGAGAGAGAUACAACAUUGUUGAUGGACUUGAUAAAGGAAUCAUGAUAGACACAACAAGCCAACCAGCCAUGUCUUUGCUGGAAGCUGUGGAUGAAAAUCUAGUAGACUUAUCCACAUGUAUGUUUAAAGAUCCAGUGGGGCAAUACAGUAUGAAUCUCAAAGAUGCACUGGAAUCAAAUCUCAUUGAUCGCAUGUCAAUAUCUGUCAGAGACAUCAACUCCAGAUCCUUGCUGACUAUUGAUGGUGCAAUAAGUCAGGGUCUCAUUAGCCCCGAAACAGGAGCAUUUAUAAAUUACAAAGGUGAGGAGGGCAUCACUUUUCAAGAAGCCUUCGACAACUGCCUCAUAUUUUCGGAUGCUUUUGUUCCAGACAAAAGCCUUCUUGAGGCUGUUAAACAAGGCUUGUACAACUGGAAGACUGGCAAGUUUAUAGAUCCUUCAUCAGGCAGAGUAAGAACUCUCAGAGAAAUGGUAUCAGAGGGAAUCUCAGAUCCAGAUAGCUUGCAAAUACUAGACAGCAAGAAUAAAAAACUGCUAACAUUUAAUGAGGCUACAGAGCACAAAAUUCUUGAUACCAAAGUUGGUAUGGUCUUGGACACAGAUACUAAUGAGCUGCUCAACCUCAAAGAAGCAAUGGACAGAGGCCUGCUUCAGGAGAGCAUCAAAACAAUUUCACUUUCACUUCAACAGGCAGUGGAUGCUGGACUUCUGCAGAAAAACUAUGGGAAAAUAAUGGAUCCAUUGUCUAGAAAGUCACUGUCAGUCGAGAAAGCUAUUGAAAUUGGACUGGCUGAUGUGUCACAGCUGUUAGUGAGUGUCAAUGAAAAUAAGAAGUACAUGUUCUUAGAUGAUGCUAUUCAUGAAGGUAUUGUUUUUGUUGAUGAUGAUAAGCUUGUUUACUCAAGAACUGGAAUUUCUCAUGACAUAGUGUCCGCAUUCAAUAAAAACAUUCUGAUUGAGAUUCCGAAAGGGGGAUUUCUUCUUGGGGACAUUUUAUCCUCAGGUCUCUAUGACGAGACAAAUCUAAGAUUUGUUGACCCACUUACCAGCAGGAAGCUGACCCUCGCUGAAGCCAUCAAAAGUGGUGUCAUCAAUGAAGUGAAACCUCAGGUGGCUGUCCCAGAGGUUGGUGUUUUCACUCUGCAGCAGGCGAUCGACAAAGGCCUGAUAGAUCCAAACACUGGCAGUUACAUUGCUGCAAAUACACCUCUCACCCUGACUGAAGCUGUUGGAACCAAACGUCUGCUUGUCGCUCAACACAAGCAAACGGAGGAGGAGUUUCGGAGAAGCAUGUCUUCACUGGACAGUUUUGAGCAGUUAUCUUCUCCUGCCUCCGAGCCCUACUCUUCACCUAUUUCGUCCAAAUCCUCCUUGACCGUAUUUUCCAAAGACACUGAGAGUUCAAUGGAAGUUGAUUCAUGUGACUCCAGCCAGAGAGCCACCAGCAUGAGACUUGAAUCAGAUCCUACUGAGGAUAGCUCUAGUGAAGGUGAAGACAAUACUCUUAGCUGCUCACGUGAUGUUGAUAUGUUCAGAGGGAUCCCAGAUUCUGACUCAAGGUUUAAGUCAGAAGAAUACGGUGAUAAUGGCAAAAUUCCACUUGAAGCCAGGACUUUUUCUGAAGAAAUCACUGAACUUCAUCUUCAGAAAAGUGUUAUUGAAAAUAUAAAUGAAACAUUUUCAAUGGAUGAACAAUCUAGAUCUGAAGAGAGUUUAGUCUCCUUAUCAGUGAGAAACCCAGACACAAAAUGCAUCAGAGACUUAAUGAGUGAUGCCUCCCAAAUCUCCACUGAUAGUCCACCAACAGUUUGCAGAUUUCCUGAAGAUUUAAAUGUCAGCUUCACUGAAAGUGAGGCUUCCCUGCCUGUUACUUUUGACAAUGAAGACAAUACUGAUGUCAGUCUCAGAAUAUGCUAUGAACGCAGUCAGAGCUCCUGCAGUGACAGCAUUCACAAAAAUGCCAAGGAAAAAGUAGAGGCCUACUUAAAAACUGAGAGAAGCCACAGUACUAAUGAUCUUGAGGAUCACUAUGAAAGUUAUGCCGCAUCUAGGAAAGAAGAAUUAAUGAGAGACCUGCAGUCAAGGUGGAGCCCUCCUUCAGAUGAGCUGUCAGCAUCUCUGGACUCAUUGCUGCAAGAUGCCAUUAGGAAACAGCUGAUUGAAGAAAAGCCGUUCUCAUUAUUUAACUCGGUUGAAAAGGGGGUCUACGAUGAUGCCAGCUCCUACUUCUGUGAUCCAGAAACUGGACGUAUUUUGAAUCUGUGGGAAGCCAUAGACUGUGGUCUCAUUAAUGAUACGGUCAAAGAGAUCAUCUCUUCCACAGCAGAGCAACCAAUGACUUUGAGAGAAGCAAUAGAGCAAGGGGUCAUUGACGCAGAGCCUGGAAAGUUUCUAGACCACAGCACAGGUACUGUCCUCAACCUGAAACAGGCCAGAGAUGUUGGCUUGAUCUUCAAAGAGAAGUAUAGUCCUAGAAAUACUGUUGAGAUUCGUGUUGAAGACAUGUCCGAUUAUGGGAGGAGAAAACUGGAAGAUGCCUUCUCCAGCGGGAUUCUCCACCGUUCCAACUCUCAGGUCAUAGACCCUGACUCUGUUCAGGGCAUCACACUACGCAAAGCUGCCAGUAUGGGUUUGAUUGACAUGAAGACUGGAGAUUUCAAAAACCCACAAACUGGAGAGACCAUGUCUUUAGCUUCAGCUGUUGAAAAAGGAUUUAUUAUAAGUCCUAAAGGACUGUCAUUGUACAGUGCUGUUGACCAGGGUUUGUAUUUUGAGUUCUCCGGCCAGUUUGUACACCCAGAUACAGGUACCAUUGGAUGUCUUCACGAUCUGAUUGCUGACAAUAUCAUCACUGUUCAACAUCCAGAAAUUAGGGACAUGACCCAGGAAAGCAUUGUUACUCUUGGAGAAGCCAUCAAAAAGAACAUUAUCGAUCCACAAAGAGGUGUUUUUAUUCAUCCAGUUACAAAAGAAAGCAUCAACUUCCAGGAUGCCAUAUCAGCUGGUUUAAUUGUGAGCACCAGCACAAGAGAAGGUUUACAGGAUCCUUCUAGACAGCUAGCUUGCAGUCCCAUACCUGACUUACGUAGACAAGCCUCCCCUUCUCCUGGGCCAAAUGGACGAAGUGCAUCUCUACCCUUUGUUCCCAUCAGCAGACUUUUGUCACCAGAUUUGCAAGGCCCACGUAGAUCAUUAAUCUUGCCAAUGUUGGGGGACAUUGGUAGAAAUGAAAAUGCCAGGAAAGGAAGCUUUGAUGAGCAUAAUAAGACUCCGGUCAGACCAUCACCAAUUCAAGCAAGACCAAUAUUGGAACUGACCGAUGACCCGAGACAUGUAGAAGUUGUUGCUUUAAAUAAACCUAGUGGACCAAAAGUUUUGAGCCACCUCGGAAGAAAUGAUGAUCCCAUGGGGUCAUCACCACUUAAAGGGUUACAGUUUGCUCAACAAACAAAGGAACAGAAGAAAAAAACAAUGGUUUCUGGAAUGACAAAUGUGGCUGGAGUAGAUGAAGAGUCAUUAUUUCCUGAUGAUAGGACCUCAGCUCAAAUCCAAGCCACUGCUGGAAAUCUCAGCAAAAAAACUACCAUUGAAGCAAAGUCAGUAAUCAAUGACACUGAAUAUGAACAUAAACAAAGCACACCUAUAGAUUCAGAUGAUGAGAUCUCGCAAGAUGAGAACAUUUCUAGUGACUCAGAUCUGGAUAACUCUCAGUCAUCAUCCAGCACAACUAUCCGACCGGUGCUUACAAAAUCUGGUGAAACUGUAGACAACACAGCAUUAACCCCUUCAGGCACAGAGGUGCUUGUCAUGACAGACAAAUCACAGCUUACAGAAAGUAAAGCCAGAGACAGACAGAGAGCAGAAUCACAAAAUGUGAAAGAAUUAGAAGUUAGUGUUUCAAAGUUACCAAUAAAAGACCGUCCAGCAAGUAAAACUGUACCUAUCAAAGACAAAACAAAUAUUGACAAUGGAAACCAAGAAAUGUUGACAAUCUUUGAUAAAGGCUUGAUCAGAAAUGAUAUUCAAGAAAUCUCAAAGAGGUUGGGUGACAGUCAAAUGACAGAGGAGAAAACCUCAAAAAGGUUGGGUGACAGUCAAAUGACAGAGGAUGAAAUCUCAAAGAGGUUGGGUGACAGUCAAAUGACAGUAGAGGAAAUCUCCAAACUUAAUCAUAAACCUGAUCCUAUUUCUAAAAUGAUAGAAAUUAACAAAGUCAAUGGAAAUAUUGAAAAAGAUUUGAGUUCUUUUUCAGUGAAAGUAUCAAAACAACGUGAAAUUGUUAAUGGUAGCAAAGAGCAUGGGGUUUGUGAAGUCACUUUCAGUGAUGAUCUUAGUCAAGGCUUAACUAAAACAGAUAAAUUUAAGUCCAUCAAGACUAUAUCUGGUGUCACAAUGUCGGUUUUGGAAGAUAAACCUGCACCUUUCAGGCCAGAGCAGCCAUUGACCCCAAUAAUUGAACCAUUCAUCAAAACAGGAGAGAUCAUCGGUCAACCCCAUCAAUCACAGGCUCUGGAUACAGGUGGUACAGAUGGCCUUAAUCAUGCAACACAACUUUUAGAACUACGAGGGGAAGAAGUUGAAACACAAAACAUUUCAGAAAAAGCUAACUUCCAAGCAAAAAAUGCAGGCAAAUCAUCCUUAAGGACCAUGGAGGAAAAUGUUCCACUCACAGAUGUCGGCAACAAAUCAGGGGAAGCUUAUCUUCAGUUGGAACAAAAUGACAUUCAUCCUACUACUGAGCCUGGAUUUAAUGACAACUUGACAGGCAAACCCAUUGCUGUCACAUCAGAAAAUGCAACAAAACCUGGAAUUGUUAACGAAAUUAAAGAUAAACCAUGUGCAUCAGAACCUGCUGUUCAAGGUGGAAUUGACAGAAUGGUGGAAAAACCAAGUGGUGUCCCAUCAGAAGUUUCCGUUAAUGGUGGAAUUGUUGACAGAAAGACAGACAAACCCAAUGUUUUCACAUUACAACCUUCUGUUAAAGGUGGCAUUGUUGACAGAAUGGCGGAUGAACCCAGUGCAGUCCCAUCGGAAUCUUUUAAAGGUGGAAUUGUUGACAGAAAGACAGACAAACCCAGUGAUGUCACAUCAGAAACUACUGUUAAAGGUGGAAUUGUUGACAGAAAGACAGACGAACCCAGUGCUGUUACAUCAAAACCUUAUGUUAAAGGUGGGAUUGUUGACAGAAUGAUGGAGGUACCCAGGGCCAUCAAUUCAGAAACGGUUAAAGGUGGAAUUGUUGACAAACCCAGUGCUGUCACAUCAGAACCUACUGUUAAAUGUGGAAGCUCCCAGUCUGUCAUUAUUGAUACAAAAUCUAGUUUUAAUGCUUGCUUCGAACCAGGCACUUCUUCAGAUCAUGAUAAAUUAUCGAAUGAGAAAAUAGCUGAAGGAUAUGGUAUCACAUCAUAUUCAAAUGCUGAGCACAUUCCAAGAAAAAAUAAGCUCAUUCAGGAAAAUCAACUCUCUCAGUUACCUAUAACCGGAUUCACUGAAAGCAAUGAAACUAUUAGAACCAAACCUGCCAUUCCAAAGAAACCCGUGUUCAAGCUUCCGUUGGAUAGCAGCAUUGCCAGUGAAGAUAAAAAUGGUGGUGAUGAUAAUGUCCCAGUGCAAUAUCAGGAUGAUAAUGCACUGAUUAGAGAUAAACAGCAGAUCCAUCUCAGUAACACCGAUGAUGCAGUACCAAAUGAUAUUAACAACAAAGCAGGUUGCUUUCAAACCAAUGGAGCUUUCACCAAGCCAUUGAAGGUCCUCUCCACUGAGCCAGAAACUAAGGCUGAGCUUAGAGAUGAAAGAUCAGGUAUAACACAGAAAGAAUCACUUGAUAAUUCAAGUUCACUUUCAGCAUUCCCACAGGCCAAUGAGGUCACAGUUGAUGAGGGCCGAGAACAGCAAUCUGCUCAAGGAAUAUCAAAUGUGCUUCUGAAAGGAUUUGAUCAAAACCAAGCUGUAGCUAGUAGAAAAACAAAAGCAUCUCUCAGCUCCUUCUCAAAUGAACCUUUGCAAACUUCAGAUCACAGAAAGGAAUCUUCUCUUCUUGAUAAAAUGCACACAUCAAAAGAGGGAUAUACUACAAAUAAUGAUGAAGAUAGAGUACAAUUGCCAGGACAAUCAGUGAACAUGAAUCUCGCAGACAAAGUAUCUUUUGGAGCUGAGUUAAGUCAUAGAGAUGAUAAAGCCAAACCUCUGCCUCCUGGACAAUCAGAUACAAAUUUCAAUGGGAAGAGUGAAGAUAAAGUCUUGGGAUCAGCUGCAUCUGCUAAAACACAGGGCUCAAGCGCAAAGCCUGCAAUACCACCAAAACCUCUUCAUUUCACUGGGAAUGAAAAGUCCAGCAAGACUCAAGUGGGGUCCCCAGCUGAUACUAAAGUCACUAUAUCUGGAACUGUGGGUGACAAAGAGCACUUCCAAAAAGGUGAAAAUAUUUCAAAACUUUUAAUUGUGAGUUCAGCAGCAUCAGAUCAAAGAUUAGAUGGAGGUGAUGAACAAACUGUGAUUGCAUCAUUGGUAAAAGAUGUAGUUGAUGCCACUGUAAGAACUUCAUCAGAAGGAGGUGAUGUUAAGCCAAUCGUGAGGUCACAAUCAGAAGGAGGUGAUGUUGAAACAAUUGUUAAGUCACCAUCAGAAGGAGAAGAUGUUAAACAAAUUGUGAAGUCACCCUCAGAAGGAGGUGAUGUUAAACAAAUUGGUAAGUCACCAUCAGAAGGAGGUGAUGUUAAGCCAAUCGUAAAGUCACCAUUAGAAGGAGGUGAUGUUAAACAAAUUGGGAAGUCACCAUCAGAAGGAGGUGAUGUUAAGCCAAUUGGGAAGUUACCCUCAGAAGGAGGUGAUGUUAAACAAAUCGGGAAGUCACCAUCAGAAGGAGGUGAUGUUAAGCCAAUCGGGAAGUCACCCUCAGAAGGAGGUGAUGUUAAACAAAUUGGGAAGUCACCAUCAGAAGGAGGUGAUGUUAAGCCAAUUGUAAAGUCACUAUCAGAAGGAGGUGAUGUUAAAGAAAUUGUGAAGUCACCAUCAGAAGUAGGUGAUGUUAAGCCAAUCGUAAAGUCACCCUCAGAAGGAGGUGAUGUUAAACAAAUUGUGAACUCACCAUCAGAAGGAGGUGAUGUUAAGCCAAUCGGAAAGUCACCCUCAGAAGGAGAUGAUGUUAAACAAAUUGGGAAGUCACCAUCAGAAGGAGGUGAUGUUAAACAAAUUGGGAAGUCACCUUCAGAAGGAGGUGAUGUUAAGCCAAUCGUAAAGUCACUAUCAGAAGGAGGUGAUGUUAAGCCAAUCGUAAAGUCACAUUCAGAAGGAGGUGAUGUUAAACAAAUUGUGAAGUCACCAUCAGAAGGGGGUGAUGCUAAGCCAAUCGUAAAGUCACCAUCAGAAGGACGUGAUGUUAAACAAAUUGGGAAGUCACCAUCAGAAGGGGGUGAUGCUAAGCCAAUCGUAAAGUCACCAUCAGAAGGACGUGAUGUUAAACAAAUUGGGAAGUCACCAUCAGAAGGAGGUGAUGUUAAACAAAUUGGGAAGUCACCUUCAGAAGGAGGUGAUGUUAAGCCAAUCGUAAAGUCACUAUCAGAAGGAGGUGAUGUUAAGCCAAUCGUAAAGUCACAUUCAGAAGGAGGUGAUGUUAAACAAAUUGUGAAGUCACCAUCAGAAGGGGGUGAUGCUAAACCAAUCGUAAAGUCACCAUCAGAAGGAGAUGAUGUUAAACAAAUCGUGAAGUCACCUUCAGAAGGAGGUGAUGUUAAGCCAAUCGUAAAGUCACUAUCAGACGGAGGUGAUGCUAAGCCAAUCAUAAAGUCACCAUCAGAAGGUGGUGAUGUUAAACAAAUUGUGAACUCACCGUCAGAAGGAGGUGAUGUUAAGUCAAUCGGGAAGUUACCCUCAGAAGGAGGUGAUGUUAAACAAAUUGUGAAGUCACCAUCAGAAAAAGGUCAUGUAGCAGUUUUGAAAACACCUCCAGAAAAAAGGGAUGUUGUACCCACUGUGAAGACUCCAUCAGAGAAAGAAAUUGUGAAACUAUCUGUAAAGCAGCUCUUACAAGAAGCUGGUACUGAGACCACUGUGAAGCCAACAUUGACCAAAAAUUUGACUGUUAAUGAGGAGCAAGACGCUGUUGUUCAUCCAGAAACUAAUGUCAGGCCUUCAUCCAGCAUAUGUUCUACAAUGACCCAGUCAGUAUCCAGUGAACCAGAGGGUAAACCAGGAAUCUCAAGGGUGGAUCUUUUCAAUAAAACAAUAGAAGUGAGUCAUCAGACUGUUUUACCAGAACCAACUGAGGGGAUUUCUUUGUUGGUAUCUGACAUUGAAGAAAAGACAUCUACAGGCCAAGUGAGGAGAGAUGAGCUUACUCUGUUGGAGUACACUACCACUCCACUGACAGUAAAAUCAGUCAUUCCAGAACAAAUCAAUGAUGCCUUUGAUAAUACAGAACCUAAACUCAAGGAAAGGUCAUUGGUAGAGGAUUCAGAUAAAAUCACAAGUAACAAUGAUAAGACAAGUUUUUCAAUGAGUAAUGCACAAGUUUUAAUACCUAACGAUAGCGUUCCACAACCUGAUCACAGUGAAUGCUCACCAAAGCCAGGACUUCAAGACAGGGUCAGUUCAAUCAAAGGUGUCAAAGUAGAUGAGAACAAAACUGACACACCUAAGAAAAAAGCAAUGGCUGACAAGUUAUCAAAGGCAUCAACCUUGCACAGCAUUUUUGGGAGCCCUCAAGAUACACUAGUGUCGGAUAUACCUAAACUAUACCCAGAGCCAUCUGAGAAUACCAGCUAUGUGGGCUCAUCUGUGGAUGGAGAUAACAGUUUGAUGUCCUCCAGUCUGGCACAGACCAUCAGUCAACCUGAAUCAUUAGACAAUAUUGCACCUGAUGCUGUCCCAACUGAACAAGGAUUAGAGCUCAGAGAAAUAGAUGACCUGGUAAAUAAUGAGAAGGAAAAGACAAUUGAAGGUAAUUUACCAGAAAAUGGGGGUGUAAAGAUCUCUAAGCACACAAUUUUAGAAGAGAAAAAAGGUACUGCUAAAUUUUUACCACAUGAAAAUAAAGAAUUUGGAACCAGAUUAGCGGCAAAUGAUGAUAUUCCAGGAGACAGUCUGACAGCAGCUGGUAUCACUUCAUCGCAAGCCUUUAAGAAACAGAUCACCACAGCACAGAAAGUUAGUCCAGCCAUUGGACAAUAUGAUAACACAAACCUGUCUGAGCCGCUCUCUGAAAAAGUUAAGGUUCAUGUGGGCAGCAGAAAUGAUGUGGAAACAGUGCUCAGGGAUUUUGAAGAGGAAGAAAGAGCAACUGUUUUUGGUUUAGAAACAUUGACACCCAGUUUGAAACCCGACCACAAAGUAACAGACAGUGAAGUUUUUGGUGAAUCUGAUCGUAAGAGACAGGAGAAGAAUAAAGAAAUGUGUUUGGAGCAAGAUGAACCUCUCAAAUGUGUUGGUACAAAUAAAGACAAAGAUGCUUUCUCAAAAAGAGCUCGUUUGCAGUCUCAGAAAGACUCACAGAGUUCAGGAGAUGAAACAUCAGAGGAUGCAACAGAGUCUAUUCUUAAAGAUAGAGGAGAGAGCCCAAGGACUAGCAAAUCUAAGACAGGGCAUAGGGUUAGGUUCAAAGAUAUGUCCCCUGAAGUAGAGUUUAGUUCUGUUAGUGAAAGUUGCUCAGUUGGGGUAGAUGAUGGGUCAAAGGGUUCUGUAGACCAAGCCCCACCAUCUCUUGGGAUCAAAGAUCAUCCUCAUGAUUUUCCCUUGGAUGCACCUGGAGCAGAAAUUCCAAGCAGGAUCCCAUCAGAAGUGCCAGGCAGGAUUCCAUCAGAACUUCCAGGGAUACACCAACAGGAACAUAUCAAACAUCUUGGCUUCUCACUGGAGCAGCUAGUGUCCCCAGGCUCACCGUCCUCUCCCACAUCCUCACACGACGAAAGAGAGGCCAGCACCCCGGAGCUGGAAGCUCUAAGGCUCACCGACAAGUUCUUCAAGUUGAAUCUCAGAGCAGGAACCACUGCGAGGGACAGGCGCAAGGUAGCAUGCAUGAGCCGGAUGUGGCGAGAAUCCUUUGGAUAUAGCCUGCUGACCUUUUGUUUGCAUGAUGGACUUUACAUAAAUCAUGGAAAUUAUUUUUCUUUGGUCUGAGGUCAAAUAUAUAGCACAGAUUGCAUGGUUGAUUUCUAACUUAACAACUCUUUAGAAUUUAAUUUUAUACAGAACUAAAUUAGAAGAAAGCUUAACUUGUAAAACUUGUUCCAAGUGCAUGGAGUGUGACAAUAAGCAGAUGGAAUCAUUUUCUUGGAAUGAUAAGCUAUGAGCUACAACAUAACCAACAAGAGAUACUUGGCUUGGCUUUUUGUAGAUAGCAUUGAAAAGACAAAUACUUUAGAUAGGGUCGUGCACUGGUCACUUAGAGUUCCAGUCUUAAUCCCAGUCCUUGCCUUGCUAUCAAAACUAAAAAUCAGUGUUGUCCUAACAUAUUUAAAUUACUUGAUGUCUGCACUGUUUGAGAACAGUUUUAAUCAGUUGUUUUAACACCCACUCACAAAUAGAUGAAUAGCCUAGUUAACAUAUCAUCAUACAUUUAUUUUUUUUUUUUUUUUUUUUUUUUUUUUUUAACAUCCUGCUGCUUCUUUUUCUGUUAUUUUUUAUUUAUAUGAUUAUUUUUUUUUUUUUUAUAUUUCUUUCACAAUAUUCUAAACUCUGAGAAGGAAAAGGGAAUUGCUAUUAUUUUGAUUAUGCAACCAGUUUUGGUCAGUGCUAAAUGGGAAUGCAUGUCAUGUCUUGGUGUGUUUUUGUGAUUCUAAUCUUACAGGGGUGGUCCUAACAUAAAGAUACUAAGACUCUCACUAAUCUUAACUAAUUGUGGAAAAUUGGGCACUGAAGCCAACUACAGUUAAAUUUAAUGUUUAAAAAAAAUAAAGUUCAUGAAUAAAAAUGGUGACACUUUUACCACCACCACCACCACCAAACCCCCCCCCCCUUUCGGAGUUGACCACCCUUGAUUAAUGACAUUGUGCCAUACUAUUUUUUAUUUUGUUUGACACCUUUCAGUUAGGGAUUCAACUUUUUUAUUUAAUAUUUAAAAAAAAAAAAGUUCAUGAAUAAAAAUGGUGACACUUUUACCACCCCCCCCACCCCCAAACCCCCCCCCCCCUUUCGGAGUUGACCACCCUUGAUUAAUGACAUUGUGCAAUACUAUUUUUUAUUUUGUUUGACACAUUUCAGUUAGGGAUUCAACUUUUUGAUACUGAUUUCCUCCAGAAUGCUUAUUGGCGUGUCAGCAUGGACAUAUUCAUGGCAAUAGCUGAUUUUGUGUACAUAAUGAAACUUCCAUAUAUAUGUCUGUGCAUGUAUGUCAUUUUGAUUUACAUUUCAUUUUUUAAACAAAAUCUUUUCAUUUUGCUCAUCUACUUUGUCGACUUUGCCUCUUUAAUUUGCCAACUGUCUGUGGAAUUUGCCUCUUUAAUUUGCCAACUGUUGCCUCAUCAGCUUGAUAAAUGGGAUUAAAUUUGAUUCAGUUUAUCCUUACAGAAAAACAGUGCAACUUUACACAGCUGUCAACUAAUUUGCACCUUGAAAUUUAUUUUACUACUUAAGAUGUCAACUUUCCAUGUAACAUUGUACACAUCAAUUAUUUUAUUAAAUCAUUUUAAUGUACAAAAAAAAGAUAGUCACAAUAAAAAGUUGAUUUAGGUUUAAAAUAAAUUUUUAAUUUUUAAAAAUCACUUUUUCCAUCAGUCUUAGUCAGCAAAGAUUGAUUAGAGCAUUAAUUACCCCCAGAAAGCAAACAAGUGAAUGAUAAACUAAAUGUUGUUGAAUGUAACCCGUUGAGAAUGGACCACCCUCUAACUUGUGUCAUCAUGUUCUGUACAGGGCCGCAUGGGAGACUCCUAUGACAAGCUGGUACAAGACAUGCAAGCAGAACUGCUCAGGCUGCACAACUUUGAACAGCUUCUCAAAGAGGACUCACAAAUGGGUGAUGAGUCUUACAAGGUCAUGAGCCAGCUCCAGGCCCACAAGGUUACUUUCAUCUCCAUCGUUGUUGUCAAUCUGUAUGACAUGUCAACGUUGUCAUUAGUAUGAUAGUAUGUUAAUCAUAGCUUGCAAAUAGAUCUGUUCUUUUUUUACAUGUUCCUUUUAAUUUAAAAUUUGUCAUCAUACUAGGUUGGCUUCAUCUUUUUAUUCAUAUAUUUUGUUUCCAAAUUAUUGUUUAUUUUAUCUUUGAAUUCAUGCGUUUUUUUACCUAAUUAUCGUAUACUUCUUAUUUUUUUCCUAAAACUACUCUUUAAAUUGAUUAAAUGAAAUUAAAAAUAUCUCGGGAAGCAAACUUUUGAAAUCAGACUUUUCCUGCAUUCAAUAGCAAUUCACUUUCUUCUUUUGUGUCCCUCAGUCCGUCCAUGAUGAAAUCCUAGGACAUCAACAACCCAUCUUGUCACUUGUAUACCAGGCGGAGCAGUUGACUGAACACUAUCAGGAGGAGCUCACUCCAGAACAGGUCACUGACCUGGCAUCUGAGGCAGCCAGUCUUAAGAAAGCAUUAGAAAAGGUCAGAUAAUCUAUAAAAGCCCCAUCAAGCCACUUUGACAGUUCAUAUUUGUUACUGCAAUAUGAAACAAAAAGGAUACAUGCAGCAAAAAUUAGCUUUUAUAAAACAGUUAUAUCAAAAUAAUUAGAAAUUUAAAAUAAUUCUGUUUUAAGGUUAACCUUUGUCACUAUAAGAAAAUAUAUCAAAUUUAAUUUCCCACUGUUGAGAUUGAAGAUUGAAAUUUAACAUAUUUAGCAGCUAGCUCAACUUCUAAUCUUUUAUCUCCCUCAACUCUUCUAUCUGCCUCAACUCUUCUAUCUGCCUCGACUCUUCUAUCUGCCUCGACUCUUCUAUCUGCCUCGACUCUUCUAUCUCUUCUAUGUGCCUCAACAUCCAAACCAUUAACAAAUUAAUAGCACAGUGUAAGGAGCCACUCUACACCCGGUCUUAUGCAGUUGGUGACCAGGUUAAUGGGAGCUUAUUCAAUGUUUUAUUAGUCUCUGUUAAAAUACACAUCAACUGGACAGCAGCCAUACCUUAUCUGAGUCUCCUGACUUGAGUCGACCCGCUGACUCUUGUGACACCAGCUUAUGUAUCACAAAAGCCUUUUUGACUAACUUGAUUCCAGUUAUAAAUGUAUUCACGAAUAGAUUGUGAAGACCUCAGACAGAAGAAUGAAACAUCUCAAGACGGCCCACGAGGAGCUGUCCAAGCUGGAGACAGAAAUGAACAAGUUCAAUGCAUGGAAGUCUUCGGCCAACAGUGAACUAUUGCGACAAGAGGAAUGUCUACACAGGUUUGUUUAUUGUACUCGUUCAUUGUUUAUAAAAGGGAGAGAAGUAUGGAUUUUAUUUUUAGUUUCCUUAAAAGUUUUAAUUUUUUUUUAAAUUCUUUUCACAUAUAUGACUUUGAUUCACACAGGUUUAGUUGCAAAUGGUUAAGAGAGAUGAAACAUGUAUGAAAAUACUUUAUUAAAUUUAUCAAGGAAAUAGUAGAACAAGGGAUGUGGAAGCUUUAAUUGAUAGACAGGACAUUUUGGCUAAGAGCCUUCCGCAGCCAACAGAACAGAUGAAAAUAUUACAAGAAAUUGGAAAAAGUUGUCUUAAAUUUAUGAAAUUGUUUGAAAACAGCAAUGCAUCUGUUAUUAACUUGGAACACAAUGUUGGAUGUCUUUGUUACAAUCAUAGUCCAGAAUAAGGAAGCUUGUAAGCAAACAAAACAAAUUCUUGCAGAUUUGAAGAUCUGAAACCUCUCCAAGAAAAACAGAAGGAACUUCAUAGUGACAUAAUGUCCCACCAGGCUGACAUCAGAUACAUGUCAAUGGCUGUACAGAAGUAUAUGGAGGAGGCAAAGGUACGUGGACAUGAUCUACAUCUCACAAUACUAACACUACGUGACAUAAGGUUCCUUCGUUCAUUCAAAACAAUUGGAAAUUUAUUGUGAAUACAUUGUUCAUGCUCAUGUUCAUUAAAGAAACACUGAAAUGUGUGUCCUAUGUUAAGCAAAGUCUUAAAGGACUAACCGGACUAAUCCAGGGGACAUUGGUCAGCAAGUGUUUAUUGUUCUCAGACUAAAGCUUGCAGUGGAUGUUAUUCUGUUAAGAAAAUCAAAAUUAUAAGAAAAACGGGGGAAAAAAGUAGAAAACUAUCAUAUAAUAAUAGUGGGGCUUUACUUAAGGUCUUUGAAUCAUCAGUGUGAUGGUGUCACAAUUAAAUAUGUAUUUCAAGAAGUUUAUUUUUUCAUGAACUCUAGCUCCAUAAACUGGAAGUUGAUUCAUUCCGCGUUGACCGCCAACGUCCAGCACGCAGCAGUUUGAUCAGUAUGGACCAUGUAGCUGCAGACAAUGUUAAAGAUAAGCUGAAGGAAGUCUCAGAUGAAUAUUCUGAUCUUAAACACAGGUAACGUGGAGCUUUUGCUAAAUACUUCAAUUUCUUUUAGUUAGUUUAACUUUAAGAUUUAAGCAAUAAAGGAUUCCUUGAUUUUUGCAUGAAUGAAUAUAUAACAGUAUAUAUUAAUAUUUUUUUUAAUUGAAAGUAUUUUAUGUAUAUAGAGAAAGAUUUUAAUAAGGACAAUUUUUUUUUUAAUUCUCUUUGAAUAAUAAAAGGUGGGAAGUGAAAAUAAUUAUUUUAUUUUCUCAAUUUUUAUUUUAUUUUAACUCUGUGUUCCAUAUGCAAUAUUUAAUAUUUAUAAGUUUUAAAUAAAUAUAAGUUAAAAGUUCAUAUGGAUAUGUUAUACCAUAUAUGUUUUGAUAAUUUUUAGAAAAAUGUAUUAUCUCUCUCCCUCUGUCUCUUUCUAAAGAUGCACCAACUUUGGUGACAGUCUGUCUGAACUAAGUGCUAAACAAAGGGGAUUCAAUGAUGCAGCGUUUAAAAUGCUGACUUGGCUGGCUGACACAGAAGACCAGCUCGCCUCCAUCAAACAGGAGAGCGGGACCCCAGACCCUGAUAAACUCCAUGGUCAGUUAGAUCGAAUCAAGUCACUCAGUAGUGAAGUGCUAGGACAAAGCAGCCUCAUGGAUGAUGUUCGUAAGAAGGGACACGAGCUCACCAACAGCCUGAGUGGCUUAGCUGCUGACAGGAAACAGGUAAGUUAUAGCUGGAUAAACAGACAUUUGUGUGACAAACAAUUUCUUUUGAGAUUGAAUAAUAUUGUGGGGUUUUUUUUUUAAACUGAUGGCGACUUUCAGUGAAAUAUGCAUUCACAGUCAAACAAAAUACUUUUUCAUGUAAUACAAUUACAAUGAAGGAAAUAAAUUUUGAAUUCAAAUGUCCACGACUGGAUUUAAUGGCUGAUUUGAAACUGUUAUAAUUAGUAAAGGGGAUAGGGGGGAAGAGAUGAGACAUAAACAUUAAAAAUGUAUAUUUCCAUGUAAUGUAAGUGGAGACUUGUGUAGAGCUGAACACUUAGCCUUAUUGGCCUGAAAUGAACACCAUCAUCCUUAGGUUCAGAAACUUGAGAAAGACGUUAAAGAAAUUGACGAGAGAUACGCUAAUGUCAAUGAGGCUGUCAGCGCCCAGGCCAAACUGCUUCAAGCCACCAUUACACAGUCCCAAGAUGUCCAGGGGGCCAUCACGGAACUUCAGUCAUGGCUGGACACCGCCCAGACAGCUCUGGCCACUCAGCAGCUGAUCAGUCUGGAGCAGCCGUUAAUUGCUGAACAACAGCAGCAGUUCAAGUUUAUUACAGCAGAUAUUGAUAAGUAUGUUCCAAGUGACAUUCUAAUUGAUAUAUUCUUACAUUGUAGUUAAAACUAAUGAAAAAUAUCAUUCAUUUCCAUGUUUAUUUAUUCAUCUUUUGGUUAGGUGUGACUGGAUUUUAAAGGGGAAAGCAUGAAUAAAUCACACAAAAUUCUUUAACAUAUCAGUACUUUAGGAAACUAAUUUGUGUGCCAAAAAGUCCUUCUCAUUUUACUGAAAUAACGUAAAGCCUAAAUAAGAUGAACAUGCUAUACUGUAACUAGCCUAAAUAAGAUGAACAUGCUAUACUGUAACUAGCCUAAAUAAGAUGAACAUGCUAUACUGUAACUAGCCUAAAUAAGAUGAACAUGCUAUACUGUAACUAGCCUAAAUAAGAUGAACAUGCUAUACUGUAACUAGCCUAAAUAAGAUGAACAUGCUAUACUGUAACUAGCCUAAAUAAGAUGAACAUGCUAUACUGUAACUAGCCUAAAUAAGAUGAACAUGCUAUACUGUAACUAGACAUAGAAAUAGUUAUUUGAUGCUGUCAAAAUUUUAGAACAUGGGAAGUAAAAUGAAAAAAAACAACUUAUAAUUUCUCUUUCAGUCAUGGAAAUAUUGUUGAGUCUGUGAGACAAGCCACCAAAGACCUGAUCAAGUCUGGGGACCUCCACAUGGCCAGGGCCCUGGAGCAGCAACUGGCGGACAUUGAAGAGAGAUUCAGGAAUGUCAGUGGAUCAAGUGAGCAGAGAGCCGAGGCCCUCAAGGAGAUUGGUGGAAAGCUCGGUGACUUCCAUGAUAAACUGGACACGACCCAUUCUUGGCUGCAGUCUAAGAUUGACGACCUGCACUCCAGCGAUCUCAACUCCAUGUCCAUUGAUGAAGCUUCUCGACACCUAGAAGUCAUCGCCACAGAAAAACAGAGGAAAGAAAAGGAGAUCGCUGAGCUGAAAGCCGUCGCCAAAGAACUUAAGGAAGAUCCCCGGACGGGGAGCCCGGCUUCGAUAAACACCGCCGUGGUAGACCUUCAGAGGACCGUGGCCGAACUUGAUGCAGCUCUCGGAGAGAAGCAGGCCGACAUUGCCGAGAGAGAGAAGCAAGGGAAUGAGUUUGAGUCUGCCAAGACUCUAAUGCUGCUGUGGCUUGCUCAGAUGGAGGCCAGACUGGAUGAAUUUGAGCCAGCCGCCAUUGAAGUGGACAUAGUGGAGAAACAGAUAGCUGAACUGCAAGUGAGUGUUGGAAGGGAUAUUAAUUAAGGUGAUCGUAAAUUAUAGGUCUUCAGUAAGUUCAUUAACUUAAAAUGUAUUUACAGUGAGAAUAUAUUCUCUCAAGUUUGAGCUAAGGAGACUUAGGAAUAUGAAUGGGGCAUCGGAUCAAAAAAGUCAUUUUUACUAAUGUGAUAUUAUAAUUCUAAUAUGACCUAAUGUGUGAUUGUUAAAUUUGCAGCCUAUGCUGGAGGAAUAUGAGGACCAGGGGCCCAAAGUGGAUGAAAUCAAUGACCUUGGUAAUGCUUUAGAUGCCAUGACCAGCUCAGGAGAUCGUCCACUGAGCCCAAUUAGACGGCUGGGUCGUAAGUCUUUUCUGUUAUUUCUAUUUUCUUUAACAUCAUUUAAUCUAUUAGUUCCAUGGUUUUCUUGUAUUUUAACUUUUUUUUUUAAAUAUCUAAUAAUAUAAUCUCUAUCCAUUUUUGUUUUAUAAAUAUCUAAUAUAAUAUAUUUUAUCUAAACCCAUUUUAAAAAAAAAAAAUUGAAAUGAUCAAAAUAAUCUAAAUUUUUUUCAUUAUUUAUUUUAAGCUCUUAACUUUUUUGCACACUUAAACUCACAUUAAGACGUUAAACCUUUAACUUGAUAAAUAAGUUUUAUUUUAAUUACAUUAGAUAACCAGAUGACCUAAAUUCAUAACAAGAGCUUCUUGUUAAUGCUUUAUGUAAGAGUGUGCUUAAGAGAAACAUAACUAUUCCAUUAGUUAGUGCCUUCUCAUGGCAGAUGUUUGCUAUGUUGACAUGAAUUAGAUUUAGUUACUCUGUAAAAAUUGCUUUCACUUUCCUCUAAAAACUUUGAAACUUUUAUACCUAAAAGUGAAAAGAAACAACUCUAUUAUUGAUUAUUAUUAUCAGUUAAGCUGUUUUCUUUUUAUAGAUGGCAAUCUUCUUAGACAGCUCAGCUUCAGAGUUCAAUCUGUUUUUGUCAUGAGUUCCUCUAUUUUUUUUUUAAUAGACUGAAGUGUUCCCUUGGCUACACAGAUGUAGUAGACCAAAUGCUUAGUUCAUUUUAGUUUUUCUCAUUCUCUUAGUUCCCCCUUCCCCUUCUUGUAUGUUUGCACUUUCUAGGCACCCGUCGAAUCCCAGGACUGAUGUCUCCCCGCCUGCGCACUCCCUCCCCAACAUUUCCCUUGUCCCCUUCUGCUCUGAAAACUUCCAUGUCAAGUGAGUCCAGUGGUGUAAGCAGCAGAAAGAGCUCAUCAGAGAACAUACUGUUGGAUGGUAAGACUGCAUGCCAAACAACUUUUUCUGUCUUCUGUUAUAUUUCAAGAGCCUUGACAUGUAAAAAAAAAAAGAAAGAUUGCAUAAUUUCAAUAAAUCUCAACCUGAUUGACAAUUUUUUUUGAAGUUUAAAUUUUUGCCUUCCUUAACCCAUGAAACAGGGGAAACAAAGACUGUAUUUUUUUAUUUAUUGUGGCCGAAGCUUUUUUUUUUUAAAAUCGUAUUAUUUUUUAAAUUACUUUUUGGGUCUCUUCUCCUUUAAAGGGCUGAUGUUUCAAGAAAACGUGUUUAAAAACAAACAUUGAUUUGAUUUCAUAAGUUUUCAGAAUUGUCAACCAAAUGGAAUUUAUUUCAUUUAAGUUGGGUUGUUGUUUUUUUAAAGACACCAUCAGGAAGAAACAGGCUCCGUGUCAUUAUGCAUUCUUGAAUUAUUGUUACAUAGCUGUAUCUUGAUCACCCCUCUGUCCACCCUUAUACCCAAAGGGUUGUAGAAUAUGUUACCAUAAAUCACAAGUAUUUCUUCCUUGUAAGUUUUAUAUAAUAAUGUUUUCAGAUAUUGCUAGCAUUUCCCUGAAAUCUGUAUCAAAACUUUUGAAAAUUUUCUUACAAUUAAUAAUUUUAUUUACCUUAAUACAGACCUGCCCCUGGGUUUUAUUGACUUUUGUGAUAUCCUCAUCAGUGCAUAACUUGCCUCUCUUUUAAUGUUAUCUGCUGUGAAUUAAGCUUCAUUUGAAAGGCAGACAGAUCCAUUUAAUCAACUCAAAAUCAAUUUUAAAUAAACGUCAUUCCCUGGGGACUUUUUUAUAUUUUUUAAAAUUAAUUUUUAGCUAUUUUUUUUUAUCUCUCACCUUUAGUGCUUACCUAAACACAAAAAUGCUAUAUAAUAAUUUUUUUUAAUGGACAUUGCUAAAUUAUUUGCUUUUAAUUCUAUUAAAAAAUGACAUGCAUUACUAACCUGAUAUUAACAGUUACUAUUUUUGUGUAAUCCAGAAAGUGUAAAGAAGUUCUCAGAUCUUGUUUCUUAAGAAUGCAAAUUUAUUAUUUAAAAAUUUCAAUGAUUGAAUUGUUUAAAUCUCUGUGUGCAAUCUGCUGUAAUGAUGUUAAGCUUUGCAUCUAAUCAUUACUUAAGUAAUAAUACAGGAGACAUGUAAUGGUGAAUUUUAAGUGCACUGGAGUAUAUGUUUGUAUCACAUUGAAAUGGGUGCUCAUCAAGUAGGUGUCAGAGUCUGAUUAAAUGAUCCCAGCAUCACCAAUAUCUAGUCUAUUUUUUUACCUUACCAACAUCCACCAGACUUAUUGUCUUACCAACAUCCACCAGACUUAUUGUCUUACCUACAUCCACCAGACUUGUCAUUACCAUACGAACAUCCACCAGACUUAUUGUCUUACCUACUUCCACCAGACUUGUCAUUAACUUACCAACAUCAACCAGACUUGACAUUAACUUACCAACAUCCAUCUGAUUUGUCAUUAAAUUGCCAACAUCCACCAGAUUUAUCAGAAACCCAACAGCAGCUCCUGGAUAUCAACCAACGUUAUGAGAUAGUUGGGGAGAGACUGAUGGAGCGCCAGCAGGAACUACAGAGUGUCCUGGGCUCCAUCAAGACAUUCCUCCAAGACAUGCAAGAUGUGCUCACAUGGCUCGAUGACAAGGACAGCCAGAUGAGUGAGUCUGGUACAGGAGGCAUACCUGCCAGUGAGAAGGCAGCCAAGAAGAAACUCAAGGAACAUGAGGUUUGUGGGAGUUUUGUAUGUUUGGUGAAACAUGUAGAAGUAACAUAGAAAUGUGACCUUUCUAACCAAUUGAAAGUUGUUGUUUUUUUUUGUUCCAUCUCCUUGUAGCUAUGAUAUAUUUUAUGAUGGCAAUGGAUGAUUGAGUUUUGUUGUUCCAUUAAAGGCUCUGCUCCUAUUAAGUUUUCUCAUUAAAUUUUCACUUUUCUAUCGAGAUUUAUUAAAAACCCAGAGUCAAAGAAUUAACUAAUUAUAAGAGUGUUUGCCCCCACUCUUAUUCUUUUCUAUUUUUUUUAGGUAGGAUACAUGUAAAUAUAUUUUAUGUAAAUUUAAUUUAAAAUUAUUUUAAUGUUUUGUUUUUUGUACUGAUGAAGGCAUUUGCCGAAAUGUUUACUUUUGUAUUUUGUAAAAUCAUUGUUAAACCUGAAUAUAUAUUGUUUUAUUUACACAAAUUGCUUGUGUCCAAUUUAUUUAUUUAGGCAUUUUUAUAUAGCGCUUACCUUAAAGCUCUAAGCGCUUUACAAUUAUUAAAAACAUGUAAACUAAGUAAAAUAAAAAGGAGACACUAGGAUAGUAACUACUAUACUAUAGAAACAAUUAAAAUGGCUAUAAAACGAGGACACUUUGGCAAUUAAUCAGAGUAAAAAAACAAUGACUCUCAUAUUCCACCACCCAAUUUUUUUUCAUAUUGGUACAUUUAAAAAUGUCAUGUUAUGAUAAGUGAGAUCUUUUUUUAUUCCAGGAAUUUCACCGUGAGCUGCUGGGUAAAGAAGGCCUUGUUGAGGACAUCCGUAAAAAAGCCCAAGAACUGUUGAAGUCCAGACCUGGUGUGGCCGGUCUUGAUACAUUACAGGCACAGCUUGGAGAUUUAGGUAAGUCUAGCUACUCAUUAAUUGAUAGAACAAUUCUACGUUGGUAAAUGCAUUUUCACAGGCAUCACAAAUGAACUAAUUUUGAAGCCCUAAUUUGUUUAAACUCCCAAAUUCAAGCUACGCUGUCCAAAUAUUUGAAAUAUUCUUCCAAAGUGUAAUAUAAGAUCUAAGGCAAUAAAUCAAUCAAGUGAUACUGGCUAAAGUGUUCAAGUGUUCAUGUCAACAAGAGUUUGGUUUAAAAAUAGAUCCCAAUUGAUAGUCAUAAUGUUGCUGGGUUAACUAGAAGAGACUCCACAGGGGAAGCAAAUGCCUUGUUCUGUCAAUUAACAAAGGGUUGUCUGCUAGCUGGAGGGUAACUGACACUAUUUUUAACUUGCUCUUAAAGUAUCUUGGUAUCAAUUUUGUUGCAUGCUUCAUUCAGAUGACAAGUGGCACGGACUAAGGGCUAUGUCUGAAGAGAGACGUAAAAGUCUUGAGGACGCCGUCACGGAUUUAAGGGAUUUCCGUGAACAUGAAGACCAGCUGACCAGAUGGUUUGGCCAGAAAGAGAAACUUCUGGAUGUGCUUGGGCCUGUGGCCAUGGAGCCUUCACUUCUGAAAAGUCAAAUGGAACAGGUCAAGGUCAGUCACCUCCCCGCUUCAAAUCUGAACAACUGGGCGUUGGAUGUCCGUGAAUAAUAUAACAAGUCCUUAAUCAAUUUUAAAAAAUAUAUUAUUUACAUGCAGUCAACACUUAGAGAUUUGUUGAGAUUUGUUGUUAUAGUGUUAACAUGUAUUGCAGGUUUUGAAGGAAGAGUUUGCCACCCAGGAGCCCAUCUACGAACAGUUUGUCAACUCUGGUCACUCCAUCAUGGACUGGUGCGAUACCAACUCAGCUGAUGGCUCGGCCAUCUCUAAACGUAUGGAUGCUGUAAGCAAGUCAUGGAACAAACUGCAAGGUGAUUUAAUGAGUUUGUGUAGGUCUAGAUAUAGUGCUUGUUGACUUGCAUGCCAAAUCAACUGAUCAGUUAUUCAUAAGUUAUUUACUAUAUUCAAUUUUUAUGGUAAUAAACUCUGUAGAGUUGUUUUAGUCAUAAUGCUUAUACAAUCAGCAAGUAAAGAUAUUUCAAUAAAAAAAGAAAUAAUUUUUUACAUACUUUUAUCCCUGGGCUAUCUGGACAAUAGAUCACCUAUGCUUUCUGGCCAAUAUAUUACCUAGGCUAACUGGCCAAUAAAUUACCUAGGCUAACUGGCCAAUAUAUUACCUAGGCUAACUGGCCAAUAUAUUACCUAGGCUAACUGGCCAAUAUAUUGCCUAGGCUAACUGGCCAAUAUAUUACCUAGGCUAACUCACCAAUAUAUUACCUAGGAUAACUGGCCAAUAGACCACCUAGGCUAACUGGCCAACAGACCUCUUAGUCUAACUGGCCAAUAGACCACCUAGGCUAACUGGCCAAUAGACCACCUAGGCUAACUGGCCAACAGAUCACCUAGGCUAUCUGGCCAAUAGACCACCUAGGCUAUCUGGCCAAUAGACCACCUAGGCUAACUGGCCAACAGACCACCUAGGCUAUCUGGCCAAUAGACCACCUAGGCUAACUGGCCAACAGACCACCUAGGCUAACUGGCCAACAGAUCACCUAAGCUAACUGGCCAACAGAUGACCUAGGCUAACUGGCCAACAGACCACCUAGGCUAACUGGCCAAUAUAUUACCUAGGCUAACUGGCCAAUAGACCACCUAGGCUAACUGGCCAACAGAUCACAUAGGCUAUCUGGCCAACAGACCACCUAGGCUCUCAAGCCCACCAAUAUGAUAAAUAACUCACAUCCUUAUUUAGACCAACUUGGCAUUGUGCUACCAAAUAUUAAUUGAUGUAGUUGAUUUAUUUCCUCCCCUUGUCUUGGGCUGUGAGGUACCUACAAAAAUGUCUUCAUUGUCAAGAUGUAUUCAUUAUGAUUAGUUGGUCAUCAACUUGUCUAACAAAUCUACCUGCAUAACAUUGGCGGGUCAUCCAAUACAUUCUAACUGAUAGAACUUUAUCUACCUUAUAACCGAGUCCAAUUUCUCAACAGCCCGCUUGCAAGAGAGAGAGAAGAGCAUCGACUCAAUCCGGGGACUCAGCGGGGAGUUCUCAACCGUGACCAGAGACCUGGCCAACUGGCUCGGAGACUUCAGUGACAGACUGGACGCCCUCCCUAGGGUCAGCUCCCAGCCUGACAAACAAAAAGUUCAAAAGGAAGAACUGCAGGUCAGUUUUGGAAUUGUACAUGGCACUGUCUGUGUCAUCUGUGUGAACAUAAUAACAUGGUAGUAGUAGAACCAAACAAGAUUUUAAGUUACUGAAUUUUAGUGAUUUACAUUAAUUAGAACCAUUAAAUGAGGAGUUCAUUUUCCUUCAUCAGGAGCUUGAAGAAGAAAUGAGAAAUAAACUACCUCAGAUUAGCAAAGCCAAAGACUUGUGCAAGCAAUUGUGUGACAGUGCCAAGGACCCAGCCACAAAGUCAGACUUGAGAACCAAGAUGACAGCUCUGGACAAAGACAUCAAUGACACUAUGAAGAAACUAGGUGAGAGAAGCUAUCAUAAUAGGACAGAUUUCACCUUUCAUCAUUGUAUCUUUGUUUUUAUGAACUGUGGUGAAAUUUUCAAUUGGGCAAUGUGUGGCUCACUGGCUUGAUAGAGAUAUUACAUGCACCCUUGACCAAGAGGGACCUAAGGAAUCUUAAAGGGGGAAAUUUCUCUGACUGUGUUACCAAACAAGUUUAAUAAACGAACUCUAAAUUCAACGUCUACUCCCAAGCCACACAGCCCCAAGUCACAUACCCCAAGCCACAUACCCCAAGCCACAUACCCCCAAGCCACAUACCCCCAAGCCACACUCCCCCAAGCCACAUACCUCCAAGCCACAUACCUCUAAGCCACACAUACUCCCAAGCCGCAUACCACCAAGCCGCAUACCCCCAUGCCACAUACCCCUAGCCACACACCCCCAAGCCGCACACCCCCAAGCCGCACACCCCCAAGCCGCAAACCCCCAAGAUGCAUACCCCAAAGCCACAUAUCCCAAGCCGCAAACCCCCAAUCAACAUUCCCUAAGCCUCACACCCUCAAGCCACAUACCCUAAGCCACUUACCCCAGGCCGCACACCCCCAAGCUGCAUACCCCAAGCCGCACACCCCCAAGAUGUAUACCCCAAGCCACACACCCCCAAGCCCCAUACCCCAAGCCCCACACCCCCAAGCCCCACACCCCCAAGCCACAUACCCCCAAUCCUCACUCCCCCAUUAAUUAAGCCUCUGAUGUUGAAAAUUAUACCUUUUUAUUAUUUUUAUAUUCUGUGAAUGCAAAAUUAUAGGAAAUUCAGGUAAUCUUUUUUUUUUUAAAUGACCAUCUAGAGCAGUGUUUCAGUAAUGUAUACUAUACUUAUAAUAACACUAUGCUUAAAGCAGCAUUAUACUUACAUAGACUUACUUACAGUAGCCUUAUUUAAUCUCAUACUGGGCUAUUUGUCUUAUCUGAUUGUAGAGGCUAGAGCUGAUGCUAUUGAUGAAGCCUCUAAGCAAGGUGAAGAGUUCAAGGCCAACUGUCAACAGAUGUUGCAAUGGAUCCAAACCACGUCUGGUAUUGUAAUGGACUCGCCUGGCCUUACUAGCGACCCUGACCUAAUACAGAAACAGGCGAUGGAAAACAAGGUCAUUGUUAUGUUUGUUAGCAAUUGCAAAGAAAUUGUGGGGGGGGGGGGGGGGGGGGGGUGUUUUUUUUUUUUAAAAAUUAAUUUUGUUAUAUGUGAAAUGGAGAUUUGUGUUUGUUGCUAAAGAGUUUUGGACUAUUGCCACAUUAGAUUUUUUUAAAACUCAAUUAUUCUCAUUUUCUAAAACAUGAAAUAAACAUAUGAUGUUGUCCUUGAAAUUUAUGGUACUGAUUACAUUUUGAUGUGUCAGUUUGAGGUUUAUAACAGUGUUUCCCAAAUGCCGGGUCAGGGCCCCGAAAUCAAAACACCAGGUUACUGAAAGAAAAAAAGAAAAUGGUUACGGAAAAGUAAAGUUUGGGAAGUGCUGGUUUUGAAAUAAAUAAAUCCUGAUAUGUUAGGCAUUUUUUUGGAACAUUAGAAUAUUCAACCAUCCCAAUUUUCAUGAUAGACCAUCAAACAAGAACUCAAUCUGAAAGAGCAAGAAAUCCGCAGUCUCCUGGACAAAGGUCACAAAUUCAUCCACGAGGCAUCCCCUACGACAGAAACCAUUGCCAUCAAAGAUACACUGGGCCGCCUGGAAUCUGAACUCGGAGAGCUCAUUGAAGUGGUCCAUGAAAGAGAUGACAAGAUAAGCUCGGCCGCCGUUCAUGCACACGCGUUCCAACAAAACUUGGAGAAACUGUCCUGGUGGCUUGGAACAGCCGAGGAAAAACUCAAGAAGAUGAUCCCUGAGAGUUAUGAGAAAGCCAGUGUUGUGGCCAAGAUGAAGGAAUUGCAGGUAAGACUGAGAGUUAUGAGAAAGCCAGUGUUGUGGCCAAGAUGAAGGGAUUAAUAAUACUAAUAAUAAAGUUUAUUUCAAAAACACGCUUCAACCCCAAAGGCUCAAAGUGCGAUACAAAGUCGGUACAAAGUAAAAAAAAAAAAAAAUAUUUUAUUUACCACAUUUAAAACAAACGCAACACUACAAAAACUAAUUACAAGCAACCAAGUCAAAGUCUUUCUAGCCAUUUCAACCCUAAGCAACACAGCCAAUAUGCAUUAACUGGAAAAUAUGGUAGUUGCAGGUAAUGGCCACAUUUAAUCUAUUUAUAUUCAUAAGAAUAUUGAUUUAAAAUUAAGAUGAUGUGCUGGUGCCUUCUCAUUUGAUCUUAUAAAUUCCACAUUUAAGUAAAGUAAUAAAUUAUUGUAAUACUGCUUCCUGUAGGUCAGGCAAAAAUUCUGUUCAAUCUUUGGUUUAAAUGGGCUUUUUUUUUGUUUUAUUGAGUUCUAUUACUAAAGACAACGUAGGUGUGCUUAUAUUUUGUAAAAAAUAAACUCAACACAUUUGUUACUCAAUUGUUGAUUGUAGAGGUGUGGUAAACAAGGGAUUUAUUGGAAUAUUCCUUCAAUAUGGAAACUGAGUUUUUAAAACCAUUCCUUGGUGGUUUUUGUUCUCCAGGCUCUACAAAAUGAGUUCUUGAAGAAGUCCCAUGAUUACGACAACUUCAACAGAGAGGCUGAUGCCCUGCUAGAAACAAUUGAGGAUCCUCAGGGCGACCUGAAAGGACAGAGGAAUGAAGUCAACAAAAGAUGGGAGGCCAUUAGUGCAGGUCAGCUGAUGUCAUUAAGUCAUGGGCUGGGGUUGGAUCAAGAGGAGAAAUUAAUGAGGCUUUGGGAUAAAAAAAACAACUCCUCUUGUAUGUUUUUUUUUUUAAUAGCAACUCUAAAGGAAGCUAUUGCAACAAUAAUUGACUAAGACACAGCUGUUAGGUUUUAGUGAAUGUCUAAAUAGUUCUGGUUUGUAGUGGAUUCGGUUUGUCCAUACCUUUCAUCUUCAAAAUGAAUUGUUUCUCAGGUUUGAGUGAAAAAUCCCAAAACUUGGAAGAUCUCCAAGGCCGCCUGGCAGAGAUUGAAGACAACAUGUCAGACACUCGACACACCUUGACCAGAUGGGAGGACAAACUGGCAGCUCACAUGGACAUGGGCACUGCAGCCAGGGACCCCAAACAUAUUGACAAAAUCAAGGUAGUGUACAUAAUACAACACAAGUAACGUAAAGGUAAUUUUGAAGGAGAGCCUUUUCCAAAUGAAGUUGGUUCUUAUGGCCCCACACAUAACACUGUUUCUUUUUAGCAUAAUGUUACAGCAGGAGACAAAUACGUGCUAAAAGUCGAUCUAAGUUACAGGGAUGUAAAGGAAGCUUAAACUAUUAACUAUAAUAAAAUAUCCAACGAGACCUUAUAACACAUUUGGUGCCAAGUUGUUUGUAUUCAUUGAAUUCUUAAACAGGCCCUCCAAGAGGACAUUGUAAGCCUGCAGUCCAACCUGGACUAUGUAGAUGGACUUGUUGAUGGCCUGGACCAAGAUGAUGGUGUUGACCCAAGUAACCUACAGGACGCACUGACGGCUCUCAAAGAAAGACAUGCUCAGCUGGAAAAUGAAAUAGGAGAAUUACUUUCUAAUAUGGAGACAGGAUCUUCCAUAGUUGGUCAAUUCCAGGUAAGGAUACUAACAAUGCAGUGCCUGAAAUGGUCUGAACUAUAAUAGCCACACAUUUUGAUCCCUUUUUAAUAAAUUUUAUGUUGCCAGAACUGAUAUUUAACUGAUGAAUUUUGCCAGAACCCAUAUAUUUAACCGAUGAAUGUUGCCAGAAUUGAUAUAUUUAAUUUAUGAAUUUUGCCAGAUCUGAUAUAUUUAACUGAUGAAUUUUGCCAGAACCCAUAUAUUUAACCGAUGAAUGUUGCCAGAAUUGAUAUAUUUAAUUUAUGAAUUUUGCCAGAUCUGAUAUAUUUAACUGAUGAAUUUUGCCAGAAUAUAUAUGUUUAACUGAUGAAUUUUGCCAGAACCUAUAUAUUUAACUAAUGAAUUUUGCCAGAACUGAUAUACUUAACCGAUGAAUGUUGCCAGAACUGAUAUAUUUAACUGAUGACUUUAUCCCCAGGACAUGAUGAAAAAGGUUGCAUCAGAGCUAUCAGAUCUUGAUAAUGAGCUUUCCAAGUUUGGGCCUGUCUCUAGAGAUGAAGAUGAGUUGGAUGGACAGUUGGCUGAAAUGAAGGUAUAUGAAGCUCCUACAUAUUUUUUAGUGACUGUCAAUCUCAAACACUUGUUUCGAAUACAACAAUAUGUGAUUAUGUUUGGCACCGUUCACGUUUGUUUGUUUUUUUCAUUCGAGCAGACGUUCCAGACCGACUUGUCCAAUAAAACAGAGCCCAUUGCUGACCUGAAGGAGCAAGCCAGAGACCUACAGCUGGCUGGCUUUGUUUCUGACCCUGAUCAGCUCAACAACCAGGUAAUGCAUUGUUGUAGUGCUAUAAAGAUGUGUUUUUCAUAUCUAUGAACCAAUGGUUACCGUGAGGCCUAACUGGGUGAGUGAACAGUUGGAGAUAUUAAUGGUGGAACUGUGUCUUGAGUGAACAGUUGGAGAUAUUAAUGGUGAAACAGUGUCUUGAGUGAACAGUUGGAGAUAUUAAUGGUGGAACUGUGUCUUGAGUGAACAGUUGGAGAUAUUAAUGGUGGAACUGUGUCUUGAGUGAACAGUUGGAGAUAUUAAUGGUGGAACUGUCUUCAGUGAACAUUUUGAUAUAUUAAUAUUUAACAAUGUGUUGCAUAAAACUUGAUCGAAAACUAGAGUUCUUGAGUUGAACAGGUGCUGUUUUUUGCCCAGUAUUAUUGUAUUAUUGACUCUUAAGAGACACUUUUGGUAGACACUGAUCAAUCUUAACCUUUAAUGAAUAGUUUUAAAAUUGACUUCUGAGUGGAGGUGAGGGCAAGGGUCAAGUUGAAUGUUUUAUUAAGAAUCUUGUUGUCUGAUGACAACUUUAUUUUAUUGCUACUGAGAAAGGUCUGUCCCACUUUCACAACACAGAAUGUCAAAACACAUUGUGUCCCACCACAAUGAAUGUAUGUUUGCAAUAAAUAUUUUCAACUUCAUUGUCUCAGGUGGAAGCAGUUCUGACCCAAAGGGAUCGUCUCAGAGACAAGGCUGACCAGCGGCAGGCAGAGAUAGAGAGCAACCUAGACAAGGUCAAGGAAGUCAAUGAAACUCUCAAAGCCCUGCGUAAGAAGGUGGACGGUGCGGUGAAGACGAUCGACUCCAUGAAACCUGUGGGCAGUGAUGCUAACCAGAUCAAGGACCAACAAGCAGAACUGAAGGUCAGUCUUUCUAAACUUUGGAAUACUUUUUUUAAUGAAACAACACUAAUGGUAUUAAACUUUGUUUAUCAGGCUGAAGAGCUCAUGCCCAAGUGGCUGCUGGUACGGAUGAUGAACUUAGGUCAUUUUUAGAGGCCCACAUAUUGGGGGCCUUUUAAUGCUGUCAACUUAGAGAUGUACAUAUUAGGGGCCUAUUAAUUCAGUAUUCUUAGAGACCCACAUAUUAGGGGCUGUAUUCUUUAGAGGCCCACACAUUAGUAACUCAUUAAUGCUGUCAUCUUAGAAGCCCACAUGUUAGCGUCUUGUUUAUACCAUUGUAUUAAUUCAGGAAGUUAAAAACGAAUUUUGGUUAGAGGAAAAAGCUACAGCAUUUGCAGAAGUCUUCACUUGCAAAUUACAAUUGGAGCAAAUUACAAUUGGAGAAGUACAAGAGUAGUAAAUGGGAUCAGAUGAUAUCUGUUGUUAUUCUUGUGCAUUUUUAUAAAAUAAAUUCAUAACUCGAAUGUCAAACAGGAAAUAUGUUAAAAAAAACUUUCCCAAUGAGAACUCUCACAAAUGCAUCUGAUUAUUUGUGGGGGGGGUUUUUUCUUCAGAAUUUCCACAAGAGUAAAGUGGAUACUCUUCAAAAAGAACUGGACACUCUUAACACUGAAAUCCAGAGCCUGAUCCAGUCUCUGCCAUCUGGUGUCAAUACAGGAGCACUGGAUGAUGACUUGGAGGCUCUACAAGGAAGAUGGUCUGAGCUCAGUGAGAAGGUAACAAAGAAGCAAUUUCAAAUAUACACUCCUUAUUGUCAAUAUUGCCCUUUACCUAACAGAUAUGUUUAUAUAUACAAGAAUUGUAUUUACCAUUCAUUCCUUAUGGAGAUUAAUUAUUAUUUUUGGUUACAUUUACUGAGGAAAGUUCUACACACAGAAAUUGACAAAAUAUUAUUUUAUUUUAGUGGGUAUUAUUUCUAAACAAUUACAAGUGAACAACAAAAAAGCUUACUUUUUAUUUUAUUUUUAUUGCAUAAUGGGAAAAAUUUGUUAGUGCUCUAUAGUUGUGUGGGUUGGUUUUUUUAUAUGUUCAUUGGAUUUUGUUUCUAAUUCAUAAACUUGAAUUAUUUUAAAAGGUGUCAGAAAGGGAGAGAAAUCUGGACAAAGCAUUGCUCCAAUCAGGCAAGUUCAAGGAAGCUCUGGCAUCAUUGCUCACCUGGCUAUCUGAGACUGAGGAGACAAUAGCCAAUCAGAAACCAGCUUCACCAGAGUUCAGAGUGGUGAAGGCUCAGCUACAGGAACAAAAGGUAGAAUAUCUUAUACAUCUUUUUUAUUCACGUUUGUUUUUACUCACUGACUUUAUGACUAAGUUACAAUAACAAAAAAUAUGUCUUUCCUUACCAAUUGUACUUGCAAGCAUUGCAUCUAUCAUGUUUUGUUCUAAAAUUUCUUUACAGCUUUUACAGAAAAUGAUAGAAGAUAGAGCGCCAAGUGUUGCCUCAGUUCAAGAGACAGGCAAACAGCUUCUGUCUGGUUUUGAUGGAGCAGAGCGCAAGAAAAUGGAAGGUGAGCUUAAGUCUCUGGAGAAACGUUGGUCAGCCAUGACCAGCAAUGCAACAGAGAGGAUGAAGAUCAUUGAGGAAAUGGCCAGUCUGUCCAAACAGUUUCAAGAUAUCCAUGAGCCUCUUGCUGUUUGGUUGGAUGUGAGCAAUAAGAAGUUUGCCUCCCUUGAGCCCAAGUCACCAGAUGCAGGCGGGAUAGAGCGAUUAAUUCAAGAUCUCAAGGUAACUUGUCUUUGUAAAUAUUACUGGUAAAACACAUUUCUUUGACCACUUACCAAAUGAUAAAACACAUUUCUGUGACCACUUAACCUUAAACGAAUGUUUUAGAAAUUCAUGUGUGCUGGUAAUAUAAAGAAAGAAUAGGAAUCAAUACAUUAACAUUACUAUGAUGAGAUACAGUGAGACGUCAUUUGUCCUAAGUGAUAUAGAGGGUUUAUGAUGAGUUACAGUGGGACAUCAUUUGUCCUAAGUGAUCUAGAGGGUUACAACAUUAACAUGUGAAAUAAUCUUCUAAACUAUUGUUGUACUUAAUAAAUUUUUGUUCAAGCACUGAAUAACAUGACAACGUAACAGUCAUAUGAUUGGUCACUAAAUGUAAAACAUGGCCAUCUCUGUACUUUGUAGAUGCACUCAUUGCUCUAACUCUAAAUAUGGAUGUGGCGUAUAAUUCAUUGAUGUUUUUGUUUCAGCACUUGCAAGAAGAAAUUGCCAACCAUGAAGGUCCUGCUAGAGAACUAGCCACACUGGGAAAACAGCUGCAAGACUUCUGUAAAGGUGAGUACACUCUUGAUCUGUCUGAACAUGCUUGAUGAAUUUGAUGAGUAUUGAUAUCCAAUAUAGGAAUGAUCCUAUCAAAUGAGUAUGUCAUCUUCAUCACUGCAUUGUGAUCAAGAUUAAUGUCUCAAAGCCUAAUGUUAAUUCACUGGCCGUUUCAGGAGAGGACGUUGUUAUAGUCCAGAUAAAGAUUGACGAGAUCCAAAAACAGUUCAGCGACCUGAAGAACAAAGUGGACGACUCGCUGGAGCAGAUGGAAGAAGCUCUCCCGCUGGCCCAACGUUUCCAGGAGGCCCAUGAGAAGUUCAUUGAAUGGGCGGCCAAGGUGGAGCCUGAGCUCCGGGGGAAGGAAACGGGAGUUGAUGCUGAAGAGGAAGUUCAGGUCAGUUCAGGCUGGGUCUUUCUUUAAAGUAAAUGGAGUAGGUUGUUUCCUGCUGCUUUUUGGUUUGAAGGAUGCCAGCAUUACUUGUCAUAGAUAAAGCAAUGUCUUCGUUUCAAAUUAACUAAUUUACAAUGUUGUCAAAAAGUAUUUUUCUGUGCAUUUAUUUUCACAAGGAAUAAUAUUGAUUUUUUUAAUUAUAAUCUAAUAAUGGAUUACCUUAAUUUUGAAGUGCCUUACCAUUAGUUCAUCGACCAUUUAGAAAAAUCGAGCUUUGUUCUGUGGAUUUCAUGUCUUUGUCUUUAGUUUUAUAGUCAUUGGCAUGAUCUCACUAAACAGGGUCUGCUGGACCAACUGGAGGCUAUCCAGCCGUACCUUGAAGUCCUGAACAAUGAAGGUGUUGAGCUUGCCGAGGUGGCCCCAGGAGAUGCCGGACUCCAUGUGGAGGAUCUUAUCAACAAGGACAAUAAGAGAUACGAGGCCCUCAAGCAGCAGAUUGAGAAGAGAGCUGAGAAAGUCAAGAAGUCGCAUGAGAAGUCACUGGAGGUACAAGAAAACACACGCCCACUCAAUAGUUUAAUUCUGAGCUCAUAUAAAAGACACGGAAAUUUGUUUGUACUGUUGACGUAUAUUUCAGAAUAUAUCAGAUAUUCUUGUCAUGCUUUGGACAAAUAUUGGCUUGAAAUUAUUUUUAAUUAACAUAGUUGAAAAUAUGACAUUAACUUUAAUUAUUAAAAUUUAUUUUCAGUGCAUCAAUGAACUGGAUGAUCUCCUGGAAUGGUUCGACCAAGGGGAGGAAACCCUCCAGAGCAUGCCAUCCAUCCCAUCUCAUCCAAAAGAGUUACAGCAGCAGCUCGCUGAGACAAAGGUAAAACUCUGAUGUUAUAUAAAUAAGAAAUGUGCACAUGGCAGAGGGAAAACCUGAAGAAGAAAAUACACUCAAAAAAAUUUUUCCUGACCCCUUGUCUAUUUCUGAUUGCUUCAACCUGAACGCAGACCCCCACCCCCCAACCGCUCCUCCCCAUAGUUCUGUGAUAUAAAUACUGGUAUUCCACAUUUCUUCAAACAGGUAACACUUGAUUCUUAUCAUUAGACCAACUAAAGUGCUAAGACAAACUCCUUGUUAUUUCAGGCAUUCAAUGAAGAAGUGGCUAACCAAAAGGUCAAAGCAAGAGAUGCCAUUACUUCAGGCAAGAAGUUCCUGAGAGACUCCAGUCUUGAAGAUGAAGGCGUGAUCAGAGAAAAGAUCCAACACCUGAGAAACAAGUCUGACGCCCUGAGCUCCUCCGUUGCCGAGAGGCUGAGCGAGCUGGAGCAAGCCCUGCCUCUGGCCAAAUCGUUCCAGGAAACACAUGAAGACCUGGUCACGUGGCUGGCAGAGGUCGAGCCCACCCUGGCUGAACUGGAGGUGAUGACUGUAGACGCUAACCAGGUCAAGAAACAACAGGAAUCUAUUAAGGUAAACUGCGUGCCUUGUUGGUAUCAGGGAGUGAUAGGGAGGCUCCAUCUUUUCUUCCAAAUCUUUUACUUUUAGUUUUGUGUGAGUAGUGAUGUCAGAAUGAUACCUUUUAGCCUUUGACCAAGUUCAACCUGUAAGCUUUGGACUGAGUGGACACACCUACCUGUUUUUCACUUUCAUUCUACAAAUUUAAAGAUGAAGGCAUAGUUAUAAAGAUAAAGAUGGGACAGGUAUAAAGAUAAAGAAUGGAUAGGUGUGAAGAUAAACUAAGGGAUAGGUAUAAAGAUAAAGAAGGGAUAGGUAUAAAGUAGAGAAUUACAUUUUUUUUAAAUAUAUUUCUUUAACAACUUGUCCGUUUGCAGAUGUCUGGUGAAGUUUGUACUUAUCCCCCAUUUUCCUUCAUGUACAAAAUAUAAAAAUGCUGUAUCCUAAAGAAUAAACCAAACACUUUUUUUAUGUUUCCAGGCUCUAAAACAAGAUGUCGUUGACCACAAGCCAGUGAUUGACAGACUCAACAAGACAGGCUCGGCUCUUGUUCAGCUUAUUAGCCCUGAUGCGGCAGAGGAGGUGCAGACCAAGCUGGAUGAUGACAACAAGAGGGUGGAGGGCAUCAGGAAUGGGGUCAGAGAGAGAUCCAACUCUAUUGAUGCAGCAAUGCAGCAGUCGGCAGAUGUAAGUCAUGGUCUGUGGGGGGGGGGGGGGGGCAGACUAGAGGAUGGAGGGCAUCAGGAAUCGCGUCAGAGAGAGUUCCAACUCUAUUGAUGCUGCAGUUGGCAGAUGUGUCAUUGUUUAGUGUACAUUCAGUCACCAGAGUUAAGUCAUUGUCUAGUGGACAUGAUCAGUUGGUAAUAACCUCAUACAAAUCUGUUCUUCAUAGGAGAGAUCUUAUCAAAUGCUGCAAUCAUAAAGUUAAUAACAGUAUUUUUAAAACAUCAAAGAACAACACAAAUGUGUUUAAUUGUAUAAUAUUGCUAUGACUUUUCCCCGUCUUCUAGUUCACUGAUAAACUUGAGGACAUGUUGGAAAGCCUUACCACCACAGCUGAAACUUUACAAAAUGCUGAGCCCAUUUCUGCACACCCAGAUAAAAUAAGAGAACAGAUUGAUGAAAAUAAGGUAAGAGGUUCUGAUACACUUAUCAAAUAAUGGGGAUGCUAUGGUCAGGGUUAGAGUUUAAGUAAAUAUAUAUUUAUAGAUGUUAAGACAGGAAGCUGGCAAUGUGACAUAGAUGUUGGCUGAACCUGUAAUUUUGAAAAAAUCUUGUAAAACUACAUAUAAUUAAAAGUAUUUAUUUUUAGAUACUUAAAUAGAAUCAAAAUUGAAACAACACAAGAACAUUGACAAUAUUGAUGACCUGUUUGUCUAAAAUGUAUUGUAGACUGUUGAUGAGGACAUGCAGAUGAGAUCCAAUGCCCUGGAGUCUGUGAAAGAGGCAGCUGAUGAACUACUAAAACAAGCUGGAGAUAUCACAGACCCAGCUGUUCGAGGUUAGAUCAGCUUGCUUAUCAGUUACUUUAAGUUUCGUUUAUUUUCUCACUCUUUUCAUCACCAUCUUUAUUUCAUCAGCAAUGUCAGAUGACUUUAGUUAGACUUUAAUUAGAAAAGCUUUACAAUAGGCAUCAGGACCAACUAUAUAUAUACUAUUUAAAUAUCCAGGAUGUGUGUAAUUAAGGAAUACACACUCGUUUCAGUAUGUAUUGUAUCAAUAUGAAUCAAUUUUAUGAUAUAUAAAAAUAAAAUUGUUUCACCGAUCUUUACAGAUGUGCGUCAGAAACUUGAAGAGCUCACCAGACUCUACAAUGACAUCCAGAACAACUGCCACGACCGUAGCAGAGCCCUUGACGAUACUCUAGGGGUGGCUGAGAAGUUCUGGGAGGACCUCAACAACUUGUCUGUCAACAUCAAGGACCUGCAGGACAACCUGAGUGGUCAGGAGAAACCUGCCUUGGUGCCUGAAUCUAUCAGAGAACAGCAGGAGGAACUAGAGGUGAGUGGGGCUUUUCAUGGAAUAAGGGGAAUAGUUUUAGGAGAAAGAAGGGUGAAUUUGGGCUUUUCAUGGAAUGGGGGGAAUAGUUUUAGGAGAAAGAAGGGGGAAUUUGGGCUUUUCAUGGAAUGGGGGGAAUAGUUUUAGGAGAAAGAAGGGGGAAUUUGGGCUUUUCAUGGAAUGGGGGGAAUAGUUUUAGGAGAAAGAAGGGAGAAUUUGGGCUUUUCAUGGAAUGGGGGGAAUAGUUAAAAAAAUUAAGAUUAAUAAUUUGGAGUGAUUAGUUUUAAAUAUCUCUUAUGAUUAUUGUAAUGAAAUGGCUCUAAAUGUUUGUCGAGUGCAAUAAUUUAUUACAAUAAUUAUACAAUUUAUUCUAAAUACCAAUUUUGUAAUCAUUAUAAAGCAUUUGUUCACGAUGCUAAUUUCUUGUACUAACCAGGCAUUCAAGGAAGACCUGAUAGCCUCACAGGCUGACCUGGAGGACCUCCAACAGACAGGUGACCAGCUCAUUUCACUUAUUGGAGAACCUGAAAGACCAGAGGUCAAAAAGAACUUGGAUGACACAGAGACAACGCUCAAUACCAUCAGUGAUCAGGUAAAUUCACUGUAGUCUGACCACCACACUAUUAUCUGACCACAAAACAAUAGUCUGACCACUAAACUAUAGUCUAACCACUACACUGUAGUCUGACCACUACACUAUUAUCUGACCACUAUUGUCUCACUACUACACUGAUGACAGUUCAGCUAUAUCCUGUUGUAUGUUGCAUAUUAUAAAUGAGUGACCACAGUAUUAAAAUAUAUUAUUUAAUGUUAUCAAUUAUUAGAAAUGGAUUUUUAAAAACAAUGAUAAGUUUGUUUAUCAGCAAUGAAAAACUUGUCAAGCUACUGAGCUCUUAAUGUAAAGAAAUGUUUGUAUUUAUUUUUAUGUGACACUGAAAAUAUGCCAAGAAGAUUAACACUGUUGCUAUUACAGGUGGAGAAGAGAUCCAAGUAUCUGGACGAGGCUCUGGACAAAGCAGUAACCUUCCAAGAUGAACUGCAGAAGAUGUUGGUCUGGCUGCAGACACAUGAGGACACGCUGAAAGAGAUGGAGCCUGUAGCUGCAGAGUUUGAGGAUAUCAAGACUCAGUGGAAUGACAUUAAGGUCAGAAAGGUUACACUUGAUUCCUAGAGACAGCCCUGUAACAAGCUAUAUUUGUGCCCUGUGUCUAGCAUGAAUAUGGCGCCCCAACAUUUUGUUACCUAACCUAAAUUUGAAAUAUAAAAUUCAUUUAUCAGUAGAUAAGAAAUCAAUUUGAAAAACCAAAUGGGACAGGCAGAAACAAAACAAAAAUAUUUUUAAAAGGAUGUUUUCAAUUUUAGUUAUAGUUUUCAGAUCUGAAUUUAAAAAAUGAACCUAUGGAAUAAUUAAAGUUACUCCAUCCUGAAAUAUGCUCCUUCUAUAUUUGUGCACUGUGCCUCGGCACUGCCCUUGUUACAAUACAGAAUGUAAAUAUAAUAUUAGUAUUAUAUAUAUAAUAUAUAUAUAGUGGUUAGCUCUUAGUUUUUCCUCAUCAUAACUUUCACAUUAAGACAAAGGUGAUUAUUGUAAAAUAAUAUUUUCUAGUGACACUCUUCACUCUUAAUAAGAAAUAGAAACAUAUUUUUCAAAUUGAGCCACCACAGCAUGUCAGUAUACUGAUGUAUUUAUUUCUUGUUUAGGUUUUCAAAGGCAUAGUGGACCCACAACAUGUGGCUGUGGAGGCCUUGAACCAGCAGGCAGAGGAAAUGUCCAAGGACUGCACAGUUGAGCAGGCAGCUGUUGUCAAGGAACCCGUUGCAGAAGUUAAUCAGAGAUGGGAGGGACUCCAGUCUGACAUUGGAGACAGACAGGUAAUCAAAUUAGAAGAAAUUUAUUCAUUUUUAUAAUCUCAGCCUUGCCAUAAUAUUAUUAAAUAGUUGGCUCUUAGUAAAAAUUUAAAUAAUAUAUAUUUUAACGUUUUAAAUUUAACAAGUAUUUAAAUAAUUAUUUCUCAUUAUAUAUAAAUAUGUAUAAAUCUCCCCGGCAUGUAUCAAAGGUAACAUUCAGAAUAAUAAUUCACCAAGGUCAGUGAAAUGUUUUUAAACAAUGGGCGUAACUUAGAUUUAAUUUACCCAGCUUGUAGAAAUAAUUUUCUUUCAAAUCUGAGUGGUGUAACUUUAUUGCAACCUUUAUUUAAAUUUUUCAGAGAGACAUCCAGAAGGCUCUGAUAAGUAUGGGCCACUUUGAUCAGGCUUUCAAAGACUUUAAGUCCUGGCUUGAGACAGCAGACUUCACGCUAGAGGAGCUAGAGAUCAUCUAUGGAGAUCCUAAACUGAUAGAAAUAGAGCUGGCCAAACUCAGGGUAAGAAAUAGAUUUGCUUAAACUCAGUGUAAGAAAUAGAUUUGCUUAAACUCAGUGUAAGAAAUAGAUUUGCUUAAACUCAGUGUAAGAAAUAGAUCUGGCCAAACUCAGUGUAAGAAAUAGAUCUGGCCAAACUCAGUGUAAGAAAUAGAUCUGGCCAAACUCAGUGUAAGAAAUAGAUCUGGCCAAACUCAGUGUAAGAAAUAGAUCUGGCCAAAAUCAGUGUAAGAAAUAAUCUGGCCAAACUUAGUGUAAGAAAUAAUCUGGCCAAACUCAGUGUAAGAAAUAGAUCUGGCCAAACUCAGUGUAAGAAAUAGAUCUGGCCAAACUCAGUGUAAGAAAUAAUCUGGCCAAACUCAGUGUAAGAAAUAGAUCUGGCCAAAUUCAUUGUAAGAAAUAGAUCUGGUCAAACUCAGUUUAAACAAAAACUCAUUCCAACUUUAUUAGGCUCCAAGUGCAAAUUUCUACUGAAGGUCCAGUUUGUGAAACGUUUGUUCCAUCAUAUUAUACUAUUUUCUGGUUAAAGCUGUUUCCCUCCUGAAAGUCUUUUCAUUACAUCUCUAUUUAGCUUAUCUCUUUACACUUUCAACAAUUUUUUUUAAAACUUUAUAAAUAAAUGUAAAAAUUAUACAGAUGACAUAGCCUAGGAUUACUUAAUUUUUGGGUGUUGACAUGCAUGAGAAAAUUGUGAUUGAAAGUUGAACUCAUGUUUUGUGUGUGUUUGAUCAUUCUCCACUUGUAUAGGUUUUAAAUAAUGACAUCUUGGCCCAUGAAGAAAGUCUGAACUCUCUGAUUGAAGAAAGUAAGAAGAUUAUAGCUAAAGAGAAAGGCCCGGAGGCUGCUAAAAUGAAAUCCAAGAUGGAUGCACUGGAAAUGGAGUGGGAAGCUGUGAAGGAGAAAUCUGGCAAGAAACAGUCUGAACUAGAAGCAGCUCGAAGAGAGGUCAGUGGCAGCUUUUGCUGUUUAUAAGCUUUGUGUGUAUCUUUAAGUCAAGUCACCAUAUCAUUCAUAUAUACAAGGGAUAUAAAAGCCUCAAUUUAGAUCUAAAGCAGCAGUCAUUAGAGUCUGUUGACCCACUUCCAGUUAAUGAACUAAGCCAUGGAUUCAAAUGUGGGUAGCAAAAUAUUCAACAGUUUUACAAAUCAAUUCAUAACAAGGUCGUUUAUGGACAUUUCAUAAUUAAAAAUUCAUGUUCUUGAUGAUAAAAGUUGAUGUUAUUGCAAGCGUACUUUUGCAUCAUUGUGCCAUUUAUAUUUCUGUGCAUCAGGCUCGGGGUUUCACUGAAGAAUUGCAAGACAUGCUGUUGAAGAUAAGUGACCUUGAUGGUCAGAUGAUCACUUCUCAGCCUGUUGGUGGCCUGCCUGAGACUGCCAAGGACCAGCUGGAGAAGUUCAUGGUGAGAAGCAGCAAGCUCUGACCCACUUAAAAUUCAAAUAAAUGCUCAUCAUUUUCUCUUGUCUGAUUACUGAGAAUUAGAGAAUUGAUUAGAAGUCAAAUCAUAGGAUAUUUUUUUUUCUUUUUUUUUUUUUUUUUGGUUUUUAGAAUAAUAUUUUUUAAGAAAAGCUAAGCCUUUUAAGGGGAAAAAUUUUUAAAUAUAGAAAUUAAAUUAAAGUAUAUUCAUUUAAUAAUUUUUUUUUUUUUUUUUUUUUUUUUUUUUUUUUGGCUAUUAGAAUAAUAUAUUUCAAGCAAAGCUAAGCCAUUUAAGGGAGAAAAUCAUGAAAUGUAGAAAUUAAAUUAAAGUUUAUUCAUUUAAUAAUGUCUUAACUACUGGACUAGAAGUUUCCAUAAGUCUUCCACACUCUGUAGCCAGUUGCCAACUAUCACAGUUGAGCAGAAUUUUCUCUGCAGUUUUGUCUGUCUAGUGUGUAGACCUACUUUAAACUUUUUAUGUUUGCCCACUGGGUAUUCUUAACAUUAAAGAAGUGUUUUUGAAAGUGAUCAUUAUGUCAUUGAAUAGGAUGUGUAUGCCAACAUGGAAGGCCUAGAGCCAGCAGUGCAGAGCCUCCAGCUGAUGUCUGAGAAACUAGCUGUCAAAAGUCAAGGAGCCCCUGCUUCCAGCAUCAGACACAAUAUGUCAAAUCUGCUGCAGAGAUGGGAACAUCUACGUAACAGAGCUGCAGACAGAAAGGUAGGGAAGUGCAAUCAAUGUCUAAAGACUCAAUACAUUUUAUGAUUGGCUCAAGGCACUGCAUGAUUGACUCAAGACAUUGCAGGAUUGACUUGAGACAUUUUAUGAUUGACUCAAGACAUUGUAUAAUAAUUGACUCAAGACAUUGCAUGAUUGACUCAUGAAAUUUUAGAAUUGACUCAAGACAUUUCAGAAUUGACUCAAGACAUUUCAGAAUUGACUCAAGACAUUUCAUGAUUGACUCUAGACAUUUCAGAAUUGAGACACAUGCUUCUAUUUACUUACAGAAAAAAUUGGAAGAUGCUGUUGGUCUGGCUGGAAACUUCCAUGCUGAAUUGAACAACUUCAUUGGUUGGCUGACUGACACAGAGAAGACACUCAACAACCUUCAGCCUGUCAGUAGAUUGGUAGACAGGGUCACACGACAAAUAGAGGACCACAGGGUAUGUUGUGUAAACUGCUACUAAAUUUAAUUAACUAUCUUCACUGUUAUAUAUGGCAGAAUUCAUUUUGUAUUUUUCUGAAGCAAGCAUUGUUAAUCCUUAGAAAAUGUGGAGAAAUCAUGGACAUUGGGCUCAAUAAACUUUUUUCUUUAGCCCCAAAAAAUACAAAGGGAAUAAAGUAAUAAACACUCCCUUUUUCUUACUUUUUUGGAAAUGUAAUAUCAAAAACACAGAGCAACAAUUUCUUGCUACUAACUGAUAUUCCUAUUGUGGUAGAGCUUACGCUCUUAAAGCCCAUGCAGUACAGCGGCAACCUGGUCCAUCUGCUGGGCAGUGCCAUAUAACAAAGUCUGAAUGUAGGACUCUCCCAUUGCCCUACAUAUCCAAAGGAGCUCAAAGUCAACAGAUGCGCUACUGUGUCUGGGGCUGGCAGAUCAGGUCACUGUUGUCUAGCCUGUUGAAGUAAGAGUUAGUGGGGCAGUCUUUUGUUGGCAUUUGGGUCACCAGACUCUGGUUAUCUGUGACCCAGUUUCCACCAGGAAUUAGUUCUGCUAGGAUGUGGCAUGUUAACAAAUGCACCUCUGGCCCUUGUGUUGUCUGCCAGCUAUCCGUACCACGUUGUUUUAAAGUGGUCAGCCAGCCAAUUUUCGACACAGAGAUAAGUGACUGGUGUUUCUGGCUGGGACUGGGCAGCCCCGUUUUUUGUAAGCGUGUCUGCUCUUUUAUUGUCCUUCAUGUUUACGUGGCUUGGAACCCAUUGCAGCGUUACCUUGUUUCUAUUUGCUCAAUCCUGCCCAAGCCUUGCUAUUAAAUAAAUGCUCUGUCUAAAGAAGUUUAUUUCGAAACAGUAACUGAUAAAAGUGCAGUAAACCACAAAAUUUGGGAAAGCAUUUUGACAAUUUAAAAAAAAAAUAAUAAUAAUUUUUCAUUGCUGUCAUCGUGACGAAUUUUUUAAUUGCUGGGAGGUCUGACUUGUUUUGUUGUUUUCUUUUUCCAGCUGCUCCAGAAAGAUGUGAGUGGUCACAGGGAGGCCAUGUUUGCCCUAGAUAAGAUGGGCACCCACCUGAAGUACUUCAGUCAAAAACAGGAUGUCAUCCUCAUCAAGAACCUGUUGUCCAGUGUCCAACACCGGUGGGAGAAGAUUGUGUCCAGGAGUGCUGAGAGGACCAGGCAUCUUGAGAGAGGUUACAAGGAAGCUAAACAGUUCUAUGACUCGUGGAAAGACUUGAUUCAGUGGCUGACGGAAGCUGAAGCAGCCCUCAACUCGGACACAACUAUCAGUAAUGAGCCAGAGAAAAUCAAAGCACAGAUUGCCAGGCACAAGGUAAUCGUAUGAUGACAGUAUUUACUCAGCUAAACUAAAGCAUGAUAAUCUGCCGUUUAUACAGUUCUUAUCUGUGGACACAUUUUCUUAUAGGAACAUUAAGCUUCUCUCCCUCCUCACACUUUACCUUACCUAACCCCCCAAAAUGUGUUAACAUUUUUUCAAAUAAAUUAUAUUCUUAGGAAUUCCAAAGAAGACUUGGUGCCAAACAGCCUGUUUAUGAUGGUAUCAACAGAGGGGGCAGCACCUUGCAGACCAGGUGUCCAGCUGAUGACAAACCUGCCAUUCAGUCCUUGCUGACAGAUCUGAAGAACAGGUGGAAUGCCGUCUGUGGGAAAUCAGUGGACAGGUCGGUCUAAAUAAGUUUCUCUGUGAAAUGAGACAUACUAUAACUGUUAAGAUGGUCACUCAGUGAAAGAAGUCAUACUAAAUCCAUAAAUAUAGUUUCUUUGUACAACAAGACAGACUAUAUCCAUAAAUAUAGUUUCUUUGUACAACAAGACAGACUAUAUCCAUAAAUAUAGUUUCUUUGUACAACAAGACAGACUAUAUCCAUAAAUAUAGUUUCUUUGUACAACAAGACAGACUAUAUCCAUAAAUAUAGUUUCUUUGUACCACAAGACAGACUAUAUCCAUAAAUAUAGUUUCUUUGUACAACAAGACAGACUAUAUCCAUAAAUAUAGUUUCUUUGUACAACAAGACAGACUAUAUCCAUAAAUAUAGUUUCUUUGUACCACAAGACAGACUAUAUCCAUAAAUAUAGUUUCUUUGUACAACAAGACAGACUAUAUCCAUAAAUAUAGUUUCUUUGUACCACAAGACAGACUAUAUCCAUAAAUAUAGUUUCUUUGUACAACAAGACAGACUAUAUCCAUAAUAUAGUUUCUUUGUACAAGACAUACUAAAUCCAUAAAUAUAGUUUCUUUGUACAACAAGACAGACUAUAUCCAUAAAUAUAGUUUCUUUGUACAACAAGACAGACUAUAUCCAUAAAUAUAGUUUCUUUGUACAAGACAUACUAAAUCCAUAAAUAUAGUUUCUUUGUACAACAAGACAGACUAUAUCCAUAAAUAUAGUUUCUUUGUACAACAAGACAGACUAUAUCCAUAAUAUAGUUUCUUUGUACAAGACAGACUAUCUCCAUAAAUAUAGUUUCUUUGUACAACAAGACAUACUAAAUCCAUAAAUAUAGUUUCUUUGUACAACAAGACAGACUAUAUCCAUAAAGAUAUUUGGAUAAGACCUUCCAUAUUUUGCUCCAUUGUAGUGAUGCUGAAAAGAUUUUAAUGUGUUGUCAUGAUAUAGAUUACUUCUUACUUUGGUUUGUCUCCCAGACUGUUUGGGAACAUAUUCUCUUGUACAUUGAACUACCACUCAGAUUUGGAAUGCUUUAUUUUCUUAUAGGAACAUUAAACUUUUCUUCCUCCUCACCCUUAAUUCAAAUACUAUCUAAUCCCCAAACAGACAACGCAAGCUGGAGGAAGGGCUGCUAGUCACGGGUCAAUUCACAGAAGCUUUACAGGCUCUAUUGGAUUGGCUUGCUAAGAUGGAACCUUCCCUGGCAGAGGACACCGCCGUCCAUGGUGACCUGGAUACUGUCAAUGGAUUUAUGGAAGCUCAUAAAGUAAUUCUUAGAAGAAAAAAAUAUUUGACUGCCUUAAAACUGAUUUUACAAAUUUUCAUUAAAAAAAACAGAGUAGAACUUCUUUUUAAAAUACUGUACAUUAAGUAAUAGUCUUAACUGCUGCUUCAGAAAAAAAAAUUUUAAUGUAUUUAUUUCCCAACACAAUCAAGAAAUGACUUACCUCCCACAUCCCCCUAUUUUUUAAAACUUUAUGUACAAGUGAACAAAGGUCAAAUAACAGUUUUAAAAAUAGAUUACAAGCUCAAGCUGAAAUAAAAUAGGGUAGAAAUAAUACAGAAUGUGAAAGUCUUAUGUGUAACAAGGACCAAUGAAAUAAUAGAUUAGUCAUUUAUAUGACUGGUCAGAAUGUGAAAGUCUUACGUGUAACAAGGACCAAUGAAGUAAUAGGCUAGUCACUUAUAAGACUGGUCAGAAUGUGAAAGUUUUACGUGUAACAAGGACCAAUGAAAUAAUAGGCUUGUCACUAAUAAGACUGGUAAUUUAUUUAUUGUUAAUAGAAACAAGUUUAUUGAUUGUUGAUUUGUUGACUCUUGACAGGCUUUCCAACAAGAGCUCGGUGCUAGGGCAAACACGGUUCAGUUUGUGAGGAAAUCAGCCAAAGAACUGAUAGAGAAGUCAACGGAAGACAUGUCUCAUGUGCAGUCUCAGCUGAUAGAGUUGUCUGCCCUGUGGGACAGGACAUGCAGGUUGAGUGUCAGCAAGCAAGAGAGAUUAGAACAAGCUCACAGACUGGUAAGUUGCCAGUUAGGCUUGGAAGUAGCUCACUUAUUACUUAAGUUACAUUAUUCCUAUCUUCAACUGCAUUGUGUGACAUUAAAAACUUUUAAAUGGCAUGAACAGAAAAUUAAAAUCUUUAAAAGUACUGGUAAGAAAUAAUGCCUGUACACUAACCUGUAAUAGUAUUCUUAGACUAGUAAGUGAUGCACAUCAUCACAGUUAAAAUGUAGAAAAUGGCAGGCUUAAAUAUAUGAGACCAAACUUGAGCAGGUGACAGACCAAAAUUAAGUUUUGUAUACUUUUUAGGCUGAAGAGUUUGACAAGAAAGCUCAUGGCUUGUUGGACUGGCUGGCAGAUUCUGAGAGACAGUUGAGAUUCAAGGGUCCCCUACCAGAUGAGGAGGCUCAAAUCAUUCAGCAGCUUGAGGACCAUAAGGUACCACUUAUUAAUCCUAAGAAUCAUAGGAUAUUUCUGGAUACUUAUAAAUGUUUAGCAAAUAGAAUUGAUUUCAAACGUAUUUCUGUUACAACAACAUUUAUUCCCCAACAGAAAUUUGAAGAGUCCAUGCUUCGACAAGAAGCCACCCUGAGAGAAACACUGAACAUUGGACAAGACAUCAUGAAGAGAUGCCACCCUGACGCCGUGUCCACCAUGAAGCAUUGGUUGGGUGUGCUGAGGACAAGAUGGGAAGAGGUUGGACAUAUUCCUGUUGUUUGCUACAUAGUCAGGCCUAACCAAAAAAAUGCAAAUUUAAAACCAAUAAAAUAAACACAUAGACAAAUAUUUAUUCAUAAACAAGAUAUGUUUUAAACAAAGGAUCCAUGUCAUCUUAAACUUUAAAAGUGGUUUUUAACAUUUUUACAAAAAAAGUAUUCUUUUUCAUUUUAAAACACGUAUUUUGUUGCGUUUUUUAAAACAUUAAAUUUCUCAAACGUCUACCAGAGAGAACAUUUUUUGCAUUACAAAAUUUCAAGAGACACUUUGGUCCGACUCAAUAAUUCAAAUGUUUCUUCUUCUCAGUUGAUGAGCUUAAGUAGACAACGACAGAAGAGAUUGACGGAGGCCCUGGCCACUGCUAGACACAAUAACAUAUUGUUAGAUGAACUUCUCGCCUGGUUGAAUGGUGCAGAAAUUAAGCUUACAGAUCUAGAUCAUGAACUCAUUCCACAAGACCUGCAGAUCAUUCAGGACUUGAUAGCACAGCAUCAGGUAGAUAUAUUUAUACAGUGCAAAAUUUUAAUAUAUUCGGGUACAGAUAAUUUUUACAGUGCUAAAUCUAAAUAGCAUCAGGUACAGAUGUUUGUACAGUGCCAAAUCUAAAUAGCAUCAGGUACAGAUGUUUGUACAGUGCCAAAUCUAAAUAGCAUCAGGUACAGAUGUUGGUACAGUACCAAAUCUAAAUAGCAUCAGGUACAGAUGUUUGUACAGUGCCAAAUCUAAAUCGCAUCAGGUACAGAUGUUGUACAGUGCUAAAUCUAAAUAGCAUCAGGUACUGAUGUUUGUACAGUGCUAAAUCUAAAUAGCAUCAGGUACAGAUGUUUGUAUAGUGCUAAAUCUAAAUAGCAUCAGGUACAGAUGUUGGUACAGUGCUAAAUCUAAAUAGCAUCAGGUACAGAUGUUUGUACAGUGCUAAAUCUAAAUAGCAUCAGGUACAGAUGUUUGUACAGUGCUAACUCUAAAUAGCAUCAGGUACAGAUGUUGGUACAGUGCCAAAUCUAAAUAGCAUCAGGUACAGAUGUUGUACAGUGCUAAAUCUAAAUAGCAUCAGGUACAGACGUAUGUACAGUGCUAAAUCUAAAUAGCAUCAGGUAGAGAUGUUUGUACAGUGCUAAAUCUAAAUAGCAUCAGGUACUGAUGUUUGUGCAGUGCUAAAUCUAAAUAGCAUCAGGUACAGAUGUUGGUACAGUGCUAAAUCUAAAUAGCAUCAGGUACAGAUGUUUGUACAGUGCUAAAUCUAAAUAGCAUCAGGUACAGAUGUUGGUACAGUGCUAAACCUAAAUAGCAUCAGGUACAGAUGUUUGUAGAGUGCCAAAUCUAAAUAGCAUCAGGUACAGAUGUUUGUACAGUGCUAAAUCUAAAUAGCAUCAGGUACAGAUGUUUGUAGAGUGCUAAAUCUAAAUAGCAUCAGGUACAGAUGUUUGUAGAGUGCCAAAUCUAAAUAGCAUCAGGUACAGAUGUUGGUACAGUGCUAAAUCUAAAUAGCAUCAGGUACAGAUGUUUGUAGAGUGCCAAAUUUGAGUAGCAUCAGGGACAAUAUCAUCAGCAGGAGAUUUGAUAGCAGUGCUAAUUACUCAACUUAAGGACAGUCGGUGCCAUUAAAUGAUCACUGAUGGCACAACCUGAUUGAUUGACUCUUUUGACUCUAUAAUGUUAUAUUUGAUUCCUGUGAUUCACAUCGUUCUCCUUUUAACUCAGCAUGGGAUCAGUAAGGCCUCCUUUUAACUCAGCAUGGGAUCAGUAAGGCAUGAGACAAGCAUUCUGGCCAAAUAAAAAUACAUAAAAAGAAAAUUAAUUUUCUACAAAAUAAAAAAAAGUUUCAUUCUAAAAUCCAUUCAUGUAUUCUUAAGAGUAGAACAUUUUUAAGUUAAGCUAUCUUAUAAACUAUCAAAAUAUAGACGAUGUAGAAUUAUUUUCAUUCACUCAUUAAUGUAAUAAUAUUUCCAUGUAACUUGACAGGGCUUCCAAAAUCAGAUUUCAUCUAAACAGCCCGAUGUUGACCGUUUGACCAAAGCAGACAAGAAAAAAGCUGGGUCAGAUUCUCAGGGUGGAUCUCAAAUUCCUAUCUACAGAAGUGGGAGAAUGACUCCAAGAUCUAAGAUUCCAACAAUCAGGUAACCUGAGAUAUUUUAACAUUGAACAAUGAUAAAGAUGUUGCUUAUUAAUAAUUCAGUAGUUCAUUGUUAGACAAAAUUCUUAUCAUUAUAUUUCCUGUAGAGUUGAUCAUAUUGAUGGCAGACGUACACCAGACCAUUUUGGACGUAGGACACCUGACCAUUUCUCAGGACGAAAGACACCAGACGUGUCUGGACGUAAGACACCAGACGUAUCUGGACGUAAGACACCAGAUGUGUCUGGACGUCGAACCCCAGAUGUCUCGGGCAGGCAGACACCGGACCACUCAGGAAGGAGAACACCUGACCACUACUCGGGUAGACGCACACCUGACCAUUCUGGUCGUCGCACACCAGAACCAGGCUUCCACAACCCACGUGUGGGUGCACUUUUCAACAAGUGGAGACAGGUGUGGCUGAUGGCCAUGGAAAGACAGAGAAAGCUUCAAGACGCUCUUGAUUACCUCAAUGAAGUAAGUAGAGCAAUUCUCUACAGCUGCCUCAGAUUUUGUUUGUAUGAAGCAGUUACGGAGAAAGCACUUAAAGAAUUGGGGGGCAUUAGUGGAGUAUUGGUGUACAAGUGCAACUAUUAAUACAGAAAGUUCUUACAUUUUAAAUUUCUGUACAAUUAGAUAGUGGGUAGUUGUUACCCAAUGGCCAGCAUCCCCUUGGAUCGGUCACUGCUGGUCAUUUACAUGUUUGUAUGCAUGAUGAAAUGGGUGUUGAUUAUAAUCAAAUGAGAUCUCACAAGCAUGAACUGUUGUAGAAACAAUCAAAAUACAUCAGAUUAGUUACAUCAGAUUAGUUACAUCAGAUUAGUUCCUGUAAUGCUUGUCAUUCAUUUUAGUAGAUAUUUCUAAUCCCAAAGAUGACUGAAGCAAAGAAGUAUUUUUUAGUUUAUGUGUAUUGAAUACAUAGCACAGAAUGCAGCAUGCCAAAUGGAAACUUUUCUGAUUUAGGAAUAACAUUAAUGUGCCCACAGGAGUCACUGGUUGGGCCAGCUCAAUAUAAUGCAUGAUUCUUUUCUAUUUAUUGGAACUGUUCUCAUUUUCCUAAGAGUGUAUGAAUUGAUCAGUGAAAUGGUGUAAACCAUACAGAAAUGAAAAGGUUCUUGCCAAAUUUUGAAGGUUCACAACUAAGCUCAUCAAACAGUAACAAAACCUAUAGCCAGUUACCUAUUGCACUUUUCUAUAUCUCUUUAAUGGGACAUAUUGGCCAGGUUAAAUGUCCUGUUUAGUUUGGAAACUUGAAUGCACCCUGUUUAAAACUUGCAUCUCAUACACUUUUGUAACUUGCAUGACUUUUCUCAGAUUGGAGAAUGUGAUGCUAAGGUUUGUGUGUCAUGCUUAUUUGAGUUAACACUAAAACAAAAUUUUAAAUAGCCUUAAUUUUUUUUGUUUAUAUAUAUUUUUUACAAUGAUUUAGGUGUGAAUUAUACCUGUCUAUUUUUGUAACUCGACAAAAUAAAUAAAACAUUCUGUAUUUCAUGGAGGAAAAUGUUUCAGCCAAAGAAUAUCUUAACUUAUUCAGACAUCUUUUAGCACAGACAGAAAAUUUCAAGAUCUUUAUAAGAGUUUGCUACUUAAUGAAAUAUAAGCAUUUAUUUCAUUAAAUAUUACUUGAAGAGCAAAUUUAUGUAAAAAAAAAUAAAAUACCAGUUUUCCUCUAUAUAAACUUUCAUAAUAAGUGAAUUUGAGUUUUUUGCACUGAAUUUUUUUCUUUAAACCACCUCUAUAACCUUAAAAACCAAUGAGUGUUUUGUUGUCAGUUGAAUUGCCCAUUUAACACUGUUGCCAGAUUAUCUUAUGUUGCAUAUAUUUUUUAAGAACAAACUUUGAAAUUAAUAUUAAAUAUUUUGGCUCAUAAAGUGAAAAAAAAUAUUUUGCUGGCCUAUUUAAUUUUUGCAAAAAAGAAAUAAUAUGAGUGUAAUUUUUUUAAAUUAUUAGUAUAAAGUAUAAAUAAGGUCUUUGAACAUAAAAAAUACCAAUUGAAAUGUCUUGGUAUAGGUUAUAUAACCAUGUUUUUAUAGGUACUCUCCCUUUUAUAAAGAGAUGUGAUGGCCUCAUUUCAUCAGUGAUGCACAAAAUUUAAAAUGAUUCAUUUUGCACUAUUUGUUAGCCCCCAUCUAGACCUGUAGCAACCUUGUGAAACACAGUUUUUGAUAUUGUCUAUAUAGUAUAUCUAACCACAUCCUAAAUGUGUGGGUGAGAAAUUUGCUCACUGAUCAGAUACACAGAUAAAUAUAAUAAUGCUUUCAUAUCUAACCAGAAAUUGUUCAGUUUACAAUUGAAAUUAAUGUUAAAAUUGAAUUGGGUUAUUUGUUAAUAUUAUGAGUUGAAAGCAAAUUCUUAAAUUAAAGUUUUUUCAACACAAUUAAAUAAAAUACCAAUAUUUGACUGAAGAAAUAAUAUUUCUAAAAAUUGCAUUUUUUAAGUUAAGAUUUGUUUGGUAAAAUGUCUAAGGUCUUGAUGACAUCUUGAUAUUUGUAAUAAUUACAACUAUAAUUAUUAUACUUUAAGAUCACAUUUGUCUUCAAAUUUAACUUGCUUGUGGAAAUUAGUGGGGAAGGGAUGUAAAGACUUGUUUACUUAUGAAAAUGUUUUUAUCAAUAUAAAAUCUCUUCUUGUUUAAGUGAUUGAACGAACAAAAAUAUAGAUUGGGGUAAAUUUUUAAAUAUUAUCAAUAAAGUUUUUUAUCCUUUCAUUAAAUGUUAUAAAAUUUGUAGCCGUUUUUUUUUUUUUUUUUUCAGUAUUUUUUCAACAUUUUUUUCUUUCCAUUUGCACAGCUUGAGAGGCUAAAGAACUUUGAAUUUGAAGACUGGCGCAAACGAUACUUGAGGUGGAUGCAUCACAACAAAGCCAGAAUCAUGGACUUUUUCAGACGCCAGGAUCGGGAUCGAGACGGCCGAGUCACAAGGAAAGAGUUUAUUGAUGGCAUUCUUAUGUCCAGUAAGCAGUACAUCCUAAAAAAUUGUUUUUUGCAACAAAAAAAUACAUUUUUAAGCUAAACAUUGUGAUAGAGAAUCAUGAUCUGAAUUUGUUAAUGAGCCAUAUGUUUUGUACAGCACAUACUUUGUUGAUGAGCCAUAUGUUUUGUACAGCACAUACUUUGUUGAUGAUCCAUAUGUUUUGUACAGCACAUACUUUGUUGAUGAGCCAUAUGUUUUUACAACACAUAAAGAUAUCAUAAUUUUUUGCAACAGUCAUUUAAUUUAAUUGUGUUUAACUCCUACAUAAUAGAAUUCCCUACCUCCAAACUGGAGAUGGAAGCAGUGGCAGACAUAUUUGAUAAAGACAGGGAUGGUUUUAUCAACUACAAGGAGUUUGUUGCAGCUCUUAGGCCUGACCGAGAUGUGAGUAGGGAGAGGAUUAUGGUGAUUAUAUCCCAAGGAUACUAGUGUCAACAAAAGUUUUUUUUAAUCUUAAUAUUGUUCACAGAAGAUUCUAAUUAUGACUAGCCUGAACCAUUGUUUUUAUUUUUACCAGCCCAAGCCAGAAACAGAAUCUGAAAAGAUUAUGGAUGAAGUCAAGAGACAGGUGUCUAAAUGCACUUGUGUCAAACAAUUUAAAAUACACAAGAUUGGAGAAGGCAAAUACAGGGUGAGCAUAGUGGCCUAACUAUAGAUUAAUUGAUUUAUACCAGAGUUUUAGGUGAGGUAAUGAAUUAUACGCACUGUGUUAUCGAACCUGCCACAAUAAUUCUAGACUCUUCUUUUUUUUCCCCUUAUGAACAAAUGAAUUCAAAGAGUUGGCCAAAUUGAAAUGAGUGAAGAGCAUACUUUUUAACUAGUUUCAGUUAGACUAGGAAGGAAAUUAAUGCAUCUUAAAUAAUUUCUUCAAUGAAAGUUCUUUAUUGUUUGCAGUUUGGAGACUCCCAGAAACUCCGUUUGGUGCGAAUCCUCCGCAGUACAGUGAUGGUGAGAGUUGGUGGUGGCUGGAUAGCACUGGAUGAGUUCCUGGUCAAGAAUGACCCAUGUCGAGGUAAGUUAACCAGGACCACUGGUUUUUAUUAGAUUAUCAGUUUCAAAUCUUGCAAUUAAAAUAUUUGUGAUUUAUUCUUUUUAGUAUUAUUUUAAUUGUAUUUUUUUCAAAUUUCAUUUAUUAAAUUUUUUUUUGAUAAAGAAAUUGUGUUUUUAUUCAAAGCAAAGCACAAGCAAACAUGCCAAGAUUUUGUCAUUCAUUAGAUAGAAACAAGUUUAUUUCUUCAUGAGUUGCGAAAGCAAUUUGACUCUAUAGGCAUGCCAGGAUCAAGUCUUAUAUUUCAUGACCAUGUGGAGUGUUUUAUUUCAUUGUUAUAUAUAAGGUGUUUAUGUAAACAUUCACCAUCAAAUCCUUUCUUUUGUUUAAAGAACAAGAAAUAAACCAAUCAAAUUAAGGUUAAAUCUUAUCAAAUAUUUCUGUUAAUUUCAUGUCAAAGUAAUUCAAGCAAAACUUAAUAGUUUUACAAUUUGAUUGUAGAUCAACAUUACAUAAUGAUUAAUUUGUUUUCUUUUAUGGGCAGAAUUUGUUGAAAUAGCUGGUAACAUGAUCUUAAUUGUAUCCCAUUCAAUAAUAAUUCAUAUGGAUCUGGGCUAAAUUAUUUGGUUUAAUUUUUUUAUUAUUAUUUUUUUAAUUCCUUAAAACUAAUACUCCUAAUAACUGAGUUUAAGAUCCCAAUUUUAGAAAAAAUGAUUUGAAUGGCCAGGUGAAACCUUUUAUUUAGAAUAUUUUUGUUUUGUUUGUGGGUUUAACCUGGACUUAACAAUCAUUUGGUGUAAUGGUACCUUCACCCUCCUCUUUAAGCAAAGUUCCUAUCAACGUAAUAUUAAAUAUUUGUGGUUUUAUAAUACCCGGUAUUGAAAAAGAAAUAAGAGUGAUCAAUUUUAAUUGACAGAGCAGAGUCCAAGCAUCUUGAUUAUUUCCCUUUGAUUUAAGUUGUUAGAACUUAAUUGAAAUAUGUUUUGUAAACAAUGCAGAGUUCAAACGUCUCUUGUCUCCCCGUAGUAGUAAGUAUGAUGAAAGAAAGGAGAGAAAUGUGUAUUCAGCAGUCGCGGCUUCAGUUUAUUCUCUCACAAUAAUAUCUCAUCCAUUAAGCAAUGCUCCGACUCCCCAUGCAAACACCAAUUAUCAGCUUAAAAAAGCUUAGCAAAUGUGACUUUAUUCCAACAUAAAGGUCACCGUUGCAAAGCUUUAGAAUGCAUAUAUUAUGUAAACUAGUGUCUAUUAUUAACUAUAUUUAAAUUAGUGGCUCAUGAAUGAGAGGUCUUUAUCAUAAUUAGUUAAACUUCCCAAAUCUUUAAUGGAAUAAUGGUAGCUUUAUCCCCACCAACCCAUUUUAUUUUAUCAUUUUACUAAACAAUUCUUCAUCAAAACUUGUAAAAGCUUCCCUUAAAAUCUGAUAUGUUAUGAUUUAAAUUUACGACUAAAUAUUUUACCAGCUACAAUUGAUAUUAUUUACCAUUAAAUUUUUAUUUUUUUGGAGGAAAAGAAAUUAUUUUAAUGAUGGCAAAAAGUUAAGUUGUGGAUUUACUUAUUUUACUCUCCAUUUUUUUCCUCCUUUUCUUUUAUCUCAUUUAGAUUGUCUAAUUGGUGAGAUGACAAAUUUGUUUGAUGUGAAAGCAUUCAAAUUUUCAAACUAUCAUUUUAAAUCAAAAGUUUGCUUCCCAGCUUUUAAUGUUCUAAGUUGUUUUUUUUUAUUAUGUAUUUUUUUUUAAUUUUAUUAACUUUAGAAUUAAAAUCAAAUCAGGGAAGCAAUACCAUAAAGACUAAUUAAUAAAGCUUCAUUUUUUCCCUGAACAAAUGUUAUAUGGGUCUCAUGUUUCCUAUACGCACCCUGUAUUAUUAUAUAUUACUAUUGCAAACUAUAUCAUUUCUAUCAUCAAAUAACAUAAUUUGUUGAAUUCUUUAAUAGGAAAACUUGCCAUUUCCUAUAAAUGGGGUCUCCAUAAUGUGUAUUCUGUAAGAGACAUUCAAUGACUGACGCUAUAUUUGGAACCAGAGAGGUUUCAUGUGUAGUUCUUCAUUGAUUAUUUCAUGGACUAAAUCACCUAAAUAUGCACAUGAUCCUUUUAUUUAUUUUAUUUUGCUAUUAUAAUUUGAUUGUUUCAGAAUCUACUAAAAUAAAAGGCCUUGUCCAGGGUUGUGUGGAUUUGUUUAAUGCUGGACAUUGCUGCACUCUAUAGAAACGAAACAUAUGAAUUUUAAACAGUGGUCAAAUAACAAAUAUAUCCAUUUCUUAAAAUGCAUUCAAAUGUUUCCAUUCUGUUAAAAAUUGAUCUUGAUAAAUGUGUGGUAUUAUCAAAGCUUUGUCUUUCAUUGUGAGAACAUUUAUCUUACUAGUUCCUAUAGAAGUAACCACUAAGUAGGCCUUAAAUUGUUACAAGCUUUGUUAAAUUGCCCCCGUCCAUCGUGGCAUUGGUACAGAUCACAUUUAAAAGGAAUACUUGAUCAUAUUUUUUAAUUCUAUCUAAAUCCUACUUGUGUGUGCCUUGAAGCACAAUAUCACAACCUUUCACAAAUUAACUAUCAUUCUUUUAAGCAAGCAUUGCAUUUGUUGUUGUUGUUGUUUUUUUCUUGUUGGAUUUUUUUUUUUUUUUUUUUUUUUUUUUAAUUUUUUUUGCUUUUUUUUUUUUUUUUUUUUGUUAGUUAAUUUUUUUUGCCAGUGAUAUCUAUAUUAAACAAAAGCUGCUGUAGAAUGUCACCAAGUUGUUGUCAUGAAAGGGAUUAACAAGCUGACUUCAGAUAUUAUGAUAUGUGCCAAUCUUUGUUGUGUUGAAUUAUAUCAGGUUGAAAGAAUCAGUCUUUUCCAAAGACUUUGUCUUAAAAUUCAGAUAGCAGCUUCCAUUAGCAUUGAUCAAUACGGUGAUACAUUUUUAUGUUGGCCUCAUAGAGCCUGGGAGUUAUGGAUAAAAAAAAAGUUUGACAUCCCUCAAACCAAACCAUCAUCCCAGUGUUUUCAAUCAUUUAUUCUGAGUGUCAAAGUUCCCUGGAUACUCAUAAAUCUCACAUUUCUCUCUAUGAAUGUUAUGAAAAUUUCAUUCAAGGAAAACGUGGAAAUUAUUUAGCUGUUUUAUAUUUACUCUUUUAGUGGAUUGAGGUUCUCUCAUCACUCUCUCUCUAUAUAUAAAUAUAUAUAUAUAUUUAUCUCUCUCUAUAUAUAUAUAUGUAUAUAUCUCAUCCUUUUUCAAUAAUUUUUGUAUGUAAAAUAUCUUUUCACAUUUUUGAUGUCAAUGGUCAGUUCACACUGUGGAUUUGUUAUUGGAUUCUCAACUUUUUGUGAACACAUGCUACUAAUUGUCAAGAAAAUGGGGCCACCAAGUUUCAUUUUCAUGGGUGUUUGAACUAUUGCAGUAUAUUUUCUGCUGGCGAUAUACCGAAACAUGCAUUAUCAUAAGCUGACCGGAUAGUAGCAUAGCAACCUGUAGCAAAUGGAUAAAUUUUAAAAAACAUGAUGGAUUUAUUUUCAUCUUACUUGUUUACAAAUGUUUUAAUUGAUUGCAGCCAUAUUUUGUAGUUCAAAAAUUUGUGAAAAAAAAAUUAAGUUUAAUUUUUAUCUGAGUGGGCAAGAGAAGAAAAGAUUUUACCGGAACAAUGCCUUUUUUUUUAAAAAUGGAAUUAUUAAUUUUCUCGUUCAUGGGUAGUUAUUGAUAAAAUCAUAUUUUAAAAAAAAGAAAAAUGCAGAAUUUAUUCAUUUAAAGAGCCAUAUGCAGUAGCAGGUGGCUGUCCAUUGCAGUAGCAGGUAGCUGUCUGUUUCAGUAGCAGGUGGCUGUCCGUUGCGCUUUCACAUAAAUUUAAAAUAAAAAAAAUAUAAAGAAAAGUUCUGCACCUGAUGCCACAUUUGUGCAUGCUCAGUGUGAACAUCUCCAGGGGAUAUCUGUGUCAUGGAUUCUCACCUUGAAUUCACCACUAAGCUUUGUGGAUGAAACAAAGCCGCAGUGUGGAUGCAACAAAGCCGCAGUGUGGAUGCAACAAAGCCACAGUGUGAACGUACCUUUAGAAACAAUUUAUUCUGUCUUUUCUUUUCUUUUCUUUGUAAAUGUGGCAAAAUAAGUUAAAAUAGGUCUUAGUGGAAAUCUUAUCACUGAUUAAACUAUUAAACUGUGGCCUAAUAAUGGACAACACCUUACAAAAUGCACUCACCUUAAAUGUUAGUGAAACUAAUGUGGCUCAGCUAAAUACAGUUUUUGUCAUUCUGCUUCUGUUUUUUUUUGUUUUUUUUUUAUCCCAGUUCAUCACUGUGAGCUUUCUUUUAACCUCUGUGAUAAAUAAUUAUUUGUUUUCAUGUUUUGUGAAGCAAGUUUAUUUUAGUGAACAAAUUUUAUUUUUUGCCCAAUGACUUAUUUAAUUUGUUUUAAUUCAUUUUUUUUCAAUUAAGUUUUUUUCUUAGCUCAAUGAUUGUCUCCUGAAUGUACUAAGUUAUCUAAUCCCUAAACUACAGUAACCUUAGAAUACAUUUGAAUAAGUCUAAUAUAAGCAGAGUUUACCUGGUACAAAUAAACGCUUUAAGCACAGGAGUUUUUUGACAUCAGAUCUGGGCAGUUAGCUUAAGAAAUCAUGGACAGAUAACUGAAGGGUUACCAUAGUAUGGGAUGAUGCUCCCUGGAUCACCUUAUUGAACUAUAAUCAGUAUAUGCCAUUUGUUUAUUAUCAAUUUCUAUUCAAAUAUACCUUUUACAUGAUGCAUUUUAUUCAUAUUGAAUUUCUCAUCAUACUUUGCAUUCAGUAGUUUAAUCAAUGCCAACUGUUCUUUCUUUAAAGUUGGCCUAUGGCGUCGCAAGCAGUUCCGCCUUAAACGACGGUACCUCCACCAGAACAGUGAAGAAUGUACGUUACUUUAUAGGCAUCAUGUGAAGCAUUGCCUGCAGUCUUAACAUUUUUUUCCCUGUGGAUCUGUGGCCCUUCCUUCAGCAAUGUGGUGUUGUGGUGUAUUUUUUGGUUCCACAGUGGCUUUGUCAUUUUGGUUGUUGAACUUCUCUGGUCUGCUUAUUUUUGGGCUUCAUGCCGUCUUUUUGUUUUGUUUCCUAAUUUUAACAUUUAUAUUUUUUUUUAAUUUCAGCUUGACCCAACACUCAAGACAUUCCAUCUUUAUCCUUAUUUUAACUGCUUUUUUUUUUUUGGUUGUUUUAUAUGUUUGCUGAUGGUCAUACUGUUGUGCUAACUUUUUAAGCAACCAUCUUUUUUUUUCCAGAAUUCUUUUUAACACUGAUAAAAUUAAAUUUUAACUUAGUUUGGUUUAUGAAUAGUUUGUUUUUUGGUGGAAGGAUUACUACAUUUAUUUUUUUUUUAUUUUUUAAUGUGGUGUUGUGGUGUAUUUUUUGGUUCCACAGUGGCUUUGUCUUUUUGGUUGUUGAACUUCUCUGGUUUGCUUAUUUUUGGGCUUCAUGCCGUCUUUUUGUUUUGUUUCCUAAUUUUAACAUUUUUAUUUUUUUUUAAUUUCAGCUUGACCCAACACUCAAGACAUUCCAUCUUUAUCCUUAUUUUAACUGCUUUUUUUUUUGGUUGUUUUAUAUGUUUGCUGAUGGUCAUACUGUUGUGCUAACUUUUUAAGCAACCAUCUUUUUUUUUCCAGAAUUCUUUUUAACACUGAUAAAAUUAAAUGUUAACUUAGUUUGGUUUAUGAAUAGUUUGUUAUUUGGUGGAAGGAUUACUACAUUUAUAUUUUUUUUAUUUUUCAAUAACUUGAAACACGUCGACCAGCAUGAGAAUUUUUAUAAAAAUAAUCUUUUAUUUUUCAUUUAGACCUUAAACUUAAAGCAGUAAUACUAACUUCUGAAUAAUACACACCUUAUUUUAGGCUUAUAAAUAUGCUGAACCAAGCUGAUUGUGAUGUAUAUAUUCAUAAGUGUGUGAUAUAUCGGUGCAUAUGUGUGUGAUGCAUAUGUGAGUGUGUGCCUCUGGCUUAAGAGAGCACACAUAUAAUUUCAAUAAAUGUUGAACCUAUCACCUAUCUGGCCUCCAUUACACAAUAUACCUUUAUAAUUCCUUCAAUGGUAAGGAUGUUAGUGUAUUUUACCAUGUUUAUUACACAACUGUAACCUCUAGAGAUUAUCUAGGUCAACUUUUUCUCAAACUGUAUUGUGAUGUGUUCAUUGACCUGACUGCCAGCAUAGACCAUUAGAAUUAGAAGUAAUCCAUAACAAAUAUUUUCCUUCUAUUCUUGCUCCAAGCAACACACAUGACUCAUCAGUUUUAUUGAGACUGUAUACAGUUCUAGAAUGUUUAUUCAUAAUUAAUAUUGGGGUUUUGGUACUGCAAACUAAAGUGAGGUGAAAGCCUAGCACCAUAUUCAUAUAAUUUAUUAUAUUGUUUGAAUAUCUUCAAUGAAAAUAUUUGUGUUUAUUUAAAUCAAAACUUUCUAUGAUUUUAGAGCCAAACUGUAAAUAGACUUAUGAUUUUAGAGCCAAACUAUAAAUAGACUUGAGACAAUGUCAACAAAUUGGUGUGUGGCAAGAUUUUUUAAAUUAAAUUAAUGAAAAUAAAAGCAAAUGGGUAUGAGUGAGCACAGUCUAAUCAAAUGGGUACAUGUGGGCCAUGUGGGCCAUAAUCUAAUCUUAUCAUAUUUUUAUCUGUGCUGUUCCUGACAAUUUUUUUUUUUACUUGGGGUGUCAAUGAAAUUUAAUAGUACUAAUGGGUUUUUUUAGAUGAAAACGUUGUCCACAUAAAUUUAAAUGUCGGUGGUUUCAGUAAUAAAAAGGUUCUGAGCAUUAAUUACAUGACUUCCUGUGGUGUGUGUUCAUGGGUUGGGCUUUUGUCACUGACUUGGGGUGUCAAUGAAAUUUAAUAGUACUAAUGGGUUUUUUUAGAUGAAAACGUUGUCCACAUAAAUUUAAAUGUUGGUGGUUUCAGUAAUAAAAAGGUUCUGAGCAUUAAUUACAUGACUUCCUGUGGUGUGUGUUCAUGGGUUGGGCUUUUGUCACUGACUUGGGGUGUCAAUGAAAUUUAAUAGUACUAAUGGUUUUUUUUAGAUGAAAACGUUGUCCACAUAAAUUUAAAUGUUGGUGGUUUCAGUAAUAAAAAGGUUCUGAGCAUUAAUUACAUGACUUCCUGUGGUGUGUGUUCAUGGGUUGGGCUUUUGUCACUGCCUCUAUCACAUGGGUUGGGCUUGUGUCACUGCCUACAUCAGUUUUCAUCUAUUUGUGUCAGUUCUCAUUGAUGUCUUCAUAUCACUGGAAGUGAGGUGUCCUCCUACUAAUGCCACCCUCCCCAGUAACCAGCAAUUAAUUAAUUAACAGCAUUUUCAAUGUAUGCACUAAAUUAUUGUCUUCUGUUCGGAUGUCUGAUGUCAAUGCAUUAAAUACUUGUCUUUACGUCAGUAGGAUUAUUUUCAUUGCGUGUAUGGGAUAUUUACAGCAAUGAGCACACUUCAGUUUUUUUAAACAGGCAUAAUAAUUGACUAUCUGGGGCAGUAAUCAACUACAAAUUCAGCAGAGUCUUGAUGUGUGACUUGUCACUGUAGCUGUAGACUUGUCACUGUAACUGUAGCCCAUAGAUUUGGACAUGUUGGUAUGGGCUAGGGUUAGAGUCCAUUCAGUUCAGUAGAUUAGUUUCUAUUUCCAACCGCUCUUCCAAACCUUCAGCCCUGUCUAUUGGAGUUCCUCAAGGAUCGGUCCUUGGGCCGGUCCUUUUCAUCCUCUACACUAAACCUCUAUCAUCUCUCAUUAGCCACCACUCAGUUUCCAGUCAAUCCUUUGCUGAUGACACUCAAAUCAGUGACUCUUGCUUUCCUGAUCAACUUGAUGCCACAAUCCUUCGCAUACAGGAGUGCGUGGACGAUGUAAAGCGUUGGAUGACUUGCAACAAACUGAAGCUAAAUGAUGAUAAAACGGAAAUCCUUCUCAUCCACUCUCAAAACAAACCUCUCCCUCCAUUCGCUCCUUCUUCUAUAUCUAUUGGCAACUCUGACAUCACACUCUCUCCCUCUGCCAGAAACCUUGGAGUCACUCUUACGGACACCCUCUCCAUGGACAAACAUGUCACGAAUAUAUGCAGAUCAGCAUAUAACGAAAUUAGAAAAAUCAGCACCAUUAGACACCUCCUCUCCUUUGAUGCCACAAAAACUCUCGUCUCUUCACUCAUUCUUUCAAAAUUUGACUACUGUAACAUUCUUCUCUCAGGCAUUCCUCAACACCACAUAGAAAAACUUCAGAAGGCACAGAACUCAGCAUGCAGACUCAUUUUUAAAUUAAAGAAACAUGACCACAUUCAACCACACAUGCGGCAACUCCACUGGCUUCCAAUAUCCUCUCGCAUCAAAUACAAGUCUUCCAAUCUUUGCUUCAACUCGUUCACUGACCCUCACUUUCCUGUCUAUCUCUCUGAACUGUUGCUUCCUUACAUCCCCACAAGACAACUACGUUCUUCCAUUGACAGUAGAACCCUCUCAAUCCCAAGAACUAAAACUAAGACCAUCGGUGAACGCUCCUUCUGCUUCCAUGGGCCCACGUUCUGGAACCAGCUCCCCUUCCAUAUACGUCAUAGUGAAACCUCGUCCAGUUUCAAAAAGUCCCUUAAAACUCAUCUGUUUAGGUCCGCCUAUGACCUGUGAUGCACCCUCCUUGCCCUACCUAAUUUUCUGUUUCGGUUUAAUCCUGAAGUGUCAAAGUGUCCUCUUUUUAUAGCCAUUUUCAUUGUUUCUAUAGAAUAGUAGUUACUAUCCUAGUGUCUCAUUUGUAUUUACUUAGUUUACUUGUUUUAAUAAUUGUAAAGCGCUUAGAGCUUUAUGAUAAGCGCUAUAUAAAAAUGCCUAAAUAAAUAAAUAAAUAAAUAAAUUAGGUAACUGAUAGUGAGUAAUAGAAAGUAAGAAAUGAAACAGAACUGCGAGCACUCCAGUAAAUAAUUUACUCUCAGUAAAUAAUGCCCUAGCGUUUGGAUAUUUGGAAGCAAUAGUUUGGACACAUAUCCACUGUUUAUGUAAAUUAAUAGCUUAGAAUGCAUGUUGGACAGUAUGAAACUUUAGUUCAUUGAAUAACAUUGUAUUGCUGCACACUGUUAUUGUGAAGUGGAAGCCUAGUAACAUCACCCUUGUAAUUUUAUAUUAAAUGAGAAUUUUAUGUUUUACGAAUUUCUAUUUUAAACUAUUUUUAAAUAAGAAUCUUUUUUGUCCCAAAAUUUUAAACUCAUAUUUACAGGUAUUAAGUGGCUGAAUGCCACAGUUGAGAACCAAAUCAACUUCAUAAUCAAUAAAAAUUCUUGUUCAAAUUGGUCAAAAUUUUGCUUAUGUGACUUAACUCUAAAUGUAUCUCUUCUCUUUUAUGGUAGGAUUUUAACUUUUUGACAACUGUGCAGUGUGGGAAAAAAUGGAUAACAUUUGGGUUAGAAGUUUCAAUUUUAUUUAUUUUUCCAAAUAAUUGAAGAAUGACUAAUAUUUUUGUGUGUUUUCCUUCAUGCAGCCAAGGGUCGAACUAAUGUUGAACUAAGAGAAAACUUCAUCUUAGCCCAGGGUGUUAGCCAAUCAAUGGCAGGUUUUGUGUCCAAGUCUCCAGCAGGAAGCUCCCAUUCCAGUGGGUCGUCAUACUCUGGUCGCUCUAACAGCACCGCAAGUGGACCAAUAACUAAGGUACUCAUGGGGAGACAUUGUCUCAGCUCCAGGCGGAGGGAAUCAUGGCAUUGUGUUAUACCAGGCCUGCAAAACUCAAAAUGUACUUUAUGCAAAACUUGUGCAGGCCGAAAGAAAAUAGGACAAGGGGAAAAGCUAUUUAGAAAUUAAUAACAAUAAAGAAUAUUUUGUUACUUCACAGGCCGCAAAGUGGGUGCUGGCGUGCAGGCCUGGGUUAUACAGUUACAAAAUGUCAGACAUUUUUAUGUCAUGUGAAAAAUUAACUUCAGUGUAACCAGCAUUCCUCAUUAGGAAUCCAUGGAGUGAAAUUAUAGUCAGUAGCUGAACAGUCACACAAAUUGAUCUAUUUAAUGGGCCAUAGGAUAAAAGCUUAUAUACCAGUUUAUCUUGUACCUAUAAAAUUAUGUUUGUGAUCUGAGGUUAGGAAAGAGUCUUAUACCACUCUAUUUCUGCUAUGGUUUUCUUUUAUAUCCUAAUUAUUAAAUGAGAUAAUGUAAUGAUUUAUUACGAAUAUGUUAUUUAUCCUAUGCUUUAAUGGCUUUUAUGAUAACUUAUAGUGGCUAGAUCUCAUACUACCUGUUUGUUAGCAUUAUAAUGAAAAAAAGGGACUCGGAAGCAGAAAUACAGAGUAUUGGCCAAUAUUAGCAGUUAUUUAGUUUAAAGAGAUACUCUGGUUAUGAUUAACAUUUGAUGUUCAAGUCAACAUUAUUGCAUAGAUCCGUGAGAAAACUGUCCACCAGUCACCAUGGAAACAAACUACUAAAACCUCCCCUGAUGGUGAAGUGCAUGAGAUCUUAUCACACACGGAACCAGAUGGCACCAAAACUGUCAAACACAAAGUCACUCAGGAUCUUGCCCGCAGUCCCAGAACUUUACAAAGUCCAGGUACUUAGGGUUUUUCCAUUGAACUUAUCUUGAAAAGGCAAAAUUAAAUGGCUAAAAUUAAGAAGUAAACCUAUUGAAAUUAAACAUUAGUUCAGUAGUAAGCUUUUCAUUUAAUGCUGCUUCAACAAUUAUUUUCAACUUUUUAUUUUAUAAAACACAUUCAAAUUAAGUAAUUCAAACAAAGAAAAACUUAUCCUGUACUUGUAAAUAAUUGAUACAUUAUAAGUUUAACCAAAAGUGGGAUGGCAAAGACUGCUUGAAAUUUGCACGUUUAAUGGAUAGUUUAAAAUUAUACUUGAUUUAUAAUUUAAAAAAUUAACUAAAAUAUGAAACCAAAGUACAUCAAAGGUAAUUCAUAAUGCGUAUGCAAGCUUAUUGAGGACGAAAAAUCGUAAGCAGAAGUAACUCUUCUCUUAAAAGGUAAAGUUAUUAUAUACAGUGGAAACACGCUAUUAAGAGAAAUGGAAUUUAAUGCAGUCAAGACUUGGCAUCUCUCCUUAUAUUUAGUAUAUUCAUUCACAACUGAAAAAUAUAUUUAUUUUUUUUUAAAUUUCAAAGAAAAAGUAUGCAAAAAAGAGUAUAAAUAUAUUUUAAUUCAUUUUGGGGAUGAGUUUCUUUUGGAAUUUAAUUACAGUACCGGGUAUAAGAUUUUGGCUUCAACCCUGAAAUUUUAAAUUAUUGUACCAGGAAAAAAUGUUUCUUUAAGUAUAGUGUGUUAACUGCAGUCACUUGAAAGUAAAUUAUACUGUUUUAUUAGUUGUGAAAUUCCAAGACUAUUCACAGUGAAUCAAGUCUUCUCUUGAACAGGGUGGUAUGUUUAUGUUGUAGGCAUUUUGGGUGCAUCGAGAUGUAUCAGUAAGCCACAGGAAUUGUCUGCAAUAAAUUUUGAAUUAACGCAACCCUGAUAUUCAAGUUCAAGUCUUGUUACUAUAUAGCUGAACCCAUUAGUUUAAAUAUGUUAUUUCACUCCUUGCAGCAAGUGGCAGAACUAGUCGAGCCAGUACCGGUAACGGAAGCAGACCUACAAGCCGAGCGGGAAGUGAGGCUUCAGAUGACCAUGAAGUCUUCACAACCAUGCAGUCGGAAAAACGAAGUGUGGGAGGUCGGAACGACACAACCGUUACCUACCAGACCCAUGUGGUACAAACCAGAAACGUUACCAUGCCGACCGUGACAACUACCAAAAUUUCAAGGAUACCAAAAAUUUCACCCACAAAGAAAAAAUAAUCCAGGGUUUUAGAAACAGAUCUAAUAAAUAAAUUGCAACUACUUGUUUAUUUUUUUCUUUUUAAUUUCUUAUACUGCCUCUAAAGGGGGUUCCCCAAGUCUUUCAGAGAGUUCUAUUGUGGGUUAAAAUCAUUAAAGAAUUGAAGUUGACCAUAAGAUGUAAAUAUUCUUAAAUGACAGAUCAAUUGAUUAAUCAUGAUUGAUAACCAGUUAAUUUUUUUUUUUUAACUUUGUGAAAUAAUUUAUGUUCACUAAAGUUUUUAAAAAAUGAGGAGGCACGUAUUUACGAAUGAGACGUGAGGAUGUUAAAAUUCCUUAUAAUAUAUGUGCCAAGUUGGCCAUCCGUGGACCAAUUGACGUUUUGGUUGUAGCUUCAUUUUGCUGUCAUUAGUUUGCAUGCCAGAUUUUUAAAUUCAUUUUGUCACCCUAUUAGUUUUUAAUGUACAUAAAAUUUGUGAAGUGAAACAAUAUUUGUCAAGAAUUUUGGCAAGAUAAAUUAAUAGUCCCAAGAGUUUAUGUCAACCCAGAUUGAUGUUAAAUUGUAAUGACUUGUGGACUGUUGUUCAAAAUGAUUUGAUGAAUUAACUUACUUGUUGUUAACAUAUCACAUCUUUUCCUCACAUAACAGAAAGCUUAAUCCUACCUUAUACAUAGUGAUCAUGGGACAGUCAGAGGUUCUGUAUCCCACAAAGAUUUAAGAAAGCUCAUCUCCUUCCUUUCCCCC
Lymnaea stagnalis (great pond snail) is the source of this 77696-nucleotide messenger RNA. Lineage: Eukaryota; Metazoa; Mollusca; Gastropoda; Lymnaeidae. The record is from the annotation of a GenBank genome assembly.